This is a messenger RNA of Podarcis lilfordi (Lilford's wall lizard), 68696 nucleotides long. The record is from the annotation of a GenBank genome assembly. Lineage: Eukaryota; Metazoa; Chordata; Lepidosauria; Squamata; Lacertidae.
AUGGCCGCGCGCGCGGGGGGUGUCAGGGCUGGAUCGGGGGCCGGUCGCGAGUGGCUUCUCACGCUCUUUCCUUCGCCUCAGAGCAAGCCAGUGGUCAGCGCCACUCGUGACCCCCCCCCACGAGACCCCGUGAAAACCCAGUAAACAGACUCCUGCCACGAAGCUCGGGGGCUGGAGACCCCUUCCUCCCAGUUCCAGCUUGAUCCUGUGAGCCAAGAGCGGAGAAUAGUCCCCCGCCCCCCGUUUCCUUGGGAUGAGAGUCUGAGGGAGAGAGGAAGUUGGGAAGCUCGCCGUGGUCUGGCGCCGGCCGGGGCUUCCCGCUCUGGGCCGCCCGCCGCUGCCCCCUCGGCCGUCGUGGGCUAAGGCGGGCUGCGGCAGAAGCCCUCUCGCCCCAGGGAGCCGCAUUCGUUGCCGGCCGCUGGGUUACUGGUUCCCAUUAAUCUCCCGCACUGGCCCUCGCUGUCUCCACUUCCUGUCUUGGCAUAUUUCUCUGUCUCGCCCUCCCCUCCCCCCGCGCGUUUCCAGAUUCUCUUUUAGGAAAAAAAAAGCGAGGGAGGUUGAGGGGGGGGGGCAGAAGAGAGAGAGUUGCAUCUGGCCAAGCGAAGAGAUCAGAACUGGAGGCGAUCUCCGGCGAGCUGCAACAGCUGGACUCGACAUCUGCACUUCUUCCAGCGCAGGGCAGCAGCCCAGGUAAGGGAGAAGGAGAGACGCCGGGCUCCGGCUGGCGGGGCGGCCCGAGAGGGUCUCUCUCGUUUCCUACACACGGGAGAGCCCAGGAGGCAAUUGCAGUUGCCAUCUGGAAGGCUUCGGGUUUCGCUUUUUCCAGGGGAUGGGGAGGGGAGAAGCUUCUUCGGCGGCGCUCUUCUCUGCUCCUCAGGAAAAGGGCUGCCUGCGUCUCUGUGGCUGAGACAGCGUUUGAACGGGGCGAGCGCCCGGCAGUUCUCUGGGAAGAACAAUGGAUUCACCUCGGCGCGAAGGGAAGAGGAGGGACGCCGGGCAGGCGAGUCCCCCCCGGAGAUCCACGUUUGGGUCUUCCUUGCAUGCGACCCGGGGCUCGGACUCUGCUUCUUUGCUCGUAAUGUUCGGGUUGUUUCGGCGUAUUUUCUAGCUCUUGGCUUGGAGGGGGUUCAGGGCAACUUCGAGAUGAGGAAGGAGGGAGCGUAUUCUUUCUCCCCUUCCCAUAAAUCGACUUGCACUGCCCGGUUUAGGAGGAUAGGUGGCGCUUACGCACCGUGCUCACCCGUUUUGCCAGCUGUUCCUCACCGAUAACACGUCUGGGAAGAAAACUUUUAAAAAAAAGAUUCUUUUGAUUCCUGGGAUCUGUCUAUAAAUGUUAUUGAUAUCUCGACCCAUCCGCUAUUAUUUAGUCAGAUAUGGAAAUUAAUGAGUACUGACACCCAAACUACAUACCACAAAAGACAGCAUUGCUGUAUAUUGAAUUUUACAAACAAAUGGCAACGCAGCUCCUUCCUUCCUUCCUUCUCUCCCUCCCUCCCUCUUUCCCUCCACCUCCUCCUCAGUCUAGGAUGGUUAGCCACGGAUAAUAGUUAGAAAAUGGACAUUUGGAUACAAAGGGACAUUGCCAGCCAUGGUGUAACACUGACAUACUGAAUUUGGCUAACUUGUCCUGUUCCCCAUCCUUGUUUUGUUCUGGGAUUUCUGCUUCCUAUUUGAUGCAGUAUAAUGUGAUACAAUAUAAUGAAAAUCUGCCUCUCCAUGGAGUGCUGUGUCUGGACUCUGGAGGUAACUUAGUGCUAUGUACUAAGCUGAAAGUAAAAGGGCUUCUGCUCCCAGCUCCAAACCACCAGCAUCAGAUGGAAAUGAAAAGUUCAUCAAAUCUUCUUUAUUCUUACCACAAAGUUCCAAACCCUAACUUUCAGCCCUCCUACAGAGAUGGAUGGUGGGAAGCCAGCAGGGCAUAGUGGUUUAAAGUGUUGAACUUGGACCUGAGAGACCAGGGUCCAAAUCUCCACUCAGCCAUGAAGCUCUCUGGUGACCUUGGGGCAGUCAGUUCCUAACAGGGCUAUUGUGAGAAAAACAUGGGGAGGCGGAAAACCAUGCAUGGCACCUUGAACUCCUUGAAGGAAAGGUGAAUAAUAUUAGCAGAAGCCACAACUAAUUCCUCUUCCUGUUCUUUAAUUCAUGCAGCUAUAACUUGAGCUGAGGAUGCAGUCCUCCUAUGCAUUCUUACUUGAAAGCAAGUUCUACUGAACGCAGUGAACUGUACUUCUGACUGCUCUGCUUUAAGUCUUGUAUCUCCUGGGGAAGCAGCCUCUUGGACCUGGAAAAGUUGUGUGUCUGUAGAGUGGAUUAGGGGUGGGUGGGUUGGGAACAACUUUUAUAGGUGGUGUGAGUGGGAAAUCAGACGUCUGGCAGAGGCGAAGCAACCUGCUCUGGUACCUGGAGCGGUACUCAUCCCAGGGGGCGUGGUGCGCAUCCCAGGGGGUGCGUGGUGAUCGACCUUUUGUCACCCUCCCUUUGGAAUGGCACCUGGGUCAGACUGCCCCCCGCCUCCCUCAGAAUGCCUCUGAUGUCCGGAUCUGAGUCUGGGCUGUAACUAAGUGCUUGUCUUGCUUAGUCAAGGGAGCAAUGAGGUCACACACAAGCCAGAAGAAUAACUGUAAGUUGUUACAAAUCCCUUUGGUCCUAUUCUAUCACUGAAAUGCACUUUUAGAUACAGUGUUUCAGUAUAUCGGCUCAUGUCCUGGAUAUAAUGAUGACAGUAACUAUAUUUGAAUGAACACAGCACAUACUUAACUAUGCAUAUAUAUUCUUCAUUCUGCCUAGUUCAUAAUGAUCUCCCCCAUAAGAGCAGCUCUUUCCUUAGUGGAAGAAAAUAAGAAUUGUUAAGUGAAAUAGUACCAGAUUUUCCCUGGGAUCCUAAAGGCUACUUAGGGUAGUGUUCAGGUCUUGAACUUGCCUAGUGAGAUACUUGUGUCUCCCCUGACUCUUGAACCUGCAGAUUCACAUGAUACAUAAAACAUUGAUUUUAAGCCAAGAAAUGAUGGGUUGCUUAAGGUCACCUAGCAAAUUUGGGGUUGGGGUGAGAUUUGAAUUGGCAGUGUUGAUCUCAGCUCAUUUAGGUGCUGUUUAACAUCAUUUAACCAUCACCAUGGUUUGUAUUGUGCUACAGAAUAAUAAAGGCACAUGGGGGGAGUGUUCUUUUUUGAAUAGUAUAUAAAGAGUUUGUUGAGUGUUCUAAUCUGCAUUUGUAUUAUGUGAACAACUCAUGGCAAUUAUUUCAGAAUAUAAGAUGUGGAUUAAAACAGAAUUGUGAAAACAUUCUGUGAUGAACAGGCCUUGGAUCAUCCUGGCUACCCAGCAACCUUUGAAAGCCGAUCAGAGGAGAGAGGGAGGAGUUUUUAAGUGGGGAAGCUUACAAUUUAACAGUCAGAGAGGGACUUUCUUUCAGUGUGGGCAGAUUGGGUCUCUUACUGUCUGAGUGGUUUCAGAUAGGGACUAUUUAUCAGUGAGGUCUAUAGGGACUAACUGUCAGGAGGGAGAAUUGGGGUUUGGACUGUGUGAGUGGGGUUGGCUAGGCCAGGUAAGGGCAACCUGGUUUUAUUCUAAACUUCUCCUGGGUUAAUAACAGGAGAUUUUUUAUCUAUUAAGCACACUCAUAAAAUUGGUCAUGCUACCCAAUACCUGUUUUAAGUUUUAAGUGCAGCUGUCUGUCACAUUUUCCCUCAAAGCAGAGGUGGGAAACGUAUGACCAUCUAGGUGCUGAUCCCAUCAACCUCAGCCAACAUGGCCAAUGGUCUAACUCCCAUCAACCUCAGCCAACAUGGCCAAUGGUCAGGGAUGAUGGGAGUUGUGUCCUAGCAACACCCUGGAGGGCUGCAGGUUAGCUACUCCUUCCUUAAACAAAUAGCAACGUAGGAAACAGCUUUAUACCAAAUCAAACCAUUGGCCCAUCUAGCUCAGUAUGGUCUACAUUGACUGGGAACAGCUCUCAAAUGUAUCGAGCAGAAGUUGUUUCCAGACUUACCUGGAGAUGUCAGGGACUAAACCUAGUAGUAGAGCAUGUGCUCUGCUACUGAGCUAUAGCCCUCCAUAGAUAUGGGAAAAAUAUUACCACUUCUUUUUCCUUGUUAGGAUGAAUUAACAUUUUAAAAACAAGGUAAAAUGGAUCAAGACCAAGUAUCUGUAAAAUGUGGAGCGUUGUGUCAAUCUGCCUAUAUGUCUCUGAUUUUUCUUGCCUAGUUUUAUGUAGGAAUGAAUAAAUCCAAUAAUACCAAUAGCCAGCAUCUGAUAUUUAAUCCAGUUUAAUUCAGAACAACAAUGUGAUAAUCUCUAUCCUUCCCAGAUUUCAUAAUUUGUAUUUAUUUCCCUAUUGUUGUGCUUUGCUUCAUUUUAACCAAUGUCUAAUCCUCUUUUUGUUACAUCUCUCCUACUCUGCCCGCCAUUCCAUGAAUAACAUACCUUGUGGAUGGCCUCAAAUUCUUACAGCAUAUUUACUCAUAGGUAGGGUAGCUAGGUGCAAAAGAGAACUGUGUUUCUGCACCUGUGGUAGUUGUGUAGGAGACCUGUGCAAAAUUCCCUCUUCUACACAACUAGUAAAGUUAGUGGAGCCCUGUCCUCAUUUGCACUUGGCCACCCUGCUAAGAAAUGCAUCCCAUUGUAGUACAUAGGGAUCACUCCCAGUUAAGUGAGUUUAGGAGUGCACUGCUAAUGUCCCUCCUACUAAAGCAAAUCAGCACUGUGUGUGGUUUUGUGGUGAAGCCGUUCCCACUGCAGAGCAGCUCAGCUAUUAAGCAAAACAAGAGCACAGUGGCUUGAGCACAGCAUCCUGCUAUAAUUUGUGUUUCUCUGGAUCAGGACCAGUAACUAAAAGUGAAGUGAUUGGUCAUACAUAUAAAUAAUAAUAAUAAUAAUAAUAAUAAUAAUAAUAAUAAAUAUAAAAAAAUUACCCCUGAAGUGAAAGCUAAGAUAUGUGAUAGAUUAAAGUUCCUACUUAGGUCAAAGUUACAAAUAAUAGGUUUUGCCAUAUCAAGCUAGGGUUUCUUAGUUAUUAUUUUAUGCAGUUGUAAAAAGGCAUAUUUAUGUCAGCUGUGUCAAUUAACCUGAUUUACUCUCUGAAUACGGUAACAGGAAUGACUAAUGGAACAGGAAAUGCCAUCUGUCUUAACUUGCAUAUAUUGUCUUGCCUUCUGAGAGUCCUGUUAGCUCCCCUUUCAUUUGUGUACACAUGAUUUAGCAUAUACAAAGGCACCACUGCACUGAUUUCUGAGAAGGAAGGGAUUUUUUAUUGGGUCAACUUGGGUUGAGAAACUAUGCACUUUUUGAACUAAUGGAACACUUCGUCUCUGUGUACACUCCAUACCUUUCCCCCAAAGUAUCUGGGGAACUGUAGUUUACCCCUCACAGAGAUACAGGAACUGCUGAGUUGUUAAACUACAGGAAGGGUGAAAUUAGUAUUCUGUGGGUCAAGCAGUGACAACAUAAACAAUGCCCAUUUUCCUUCGCAUUGCCUUCCACUUUCUUUUGGAUGCUUAGUGGAAGUUUUGGGGGAAAGUUCAUUCUGGUUCUUCUCAAUCAAUGCUUUUGAAUCAGUGUGACCAUAAGUGACAACCAUUCUUUGGAAUUAGAGGAGUGACAUCAAUGUGAUUUCAGCAUGAUCCUUAUGUGAAUCAUGCACACACAAAAAAUUCUAUAACAUGGAAAGCUGAAUUGCUAGAAGCAAACUAAUGUCACAUCCAGACUGUGUGUUACACACAUAGAUGGGGAGUAGAUUUGAUAAUACAGUAUAUAUAGAUCUGCAGCUGAAAUUAGGUCUCCUUACUUUUUUUUUUGCCAACAUUGGACCAAGUGGGUUUUGGCUGACCAAUUAAGGCAGCAAGCACAAAUUAUUCGUACUUUUUUUUGGUAAAAGUGCAUCCUCUUUCUUUGCUUGGUAUAAUAAUGGGUAAUGAUAGAGUUAAACAUUGUUUCCAUUUAUUAUGGGUUGGAGUUUAGAUUGCACCCUUUAGUUUGUGGUAGUGUGCUAACAUGUUUCUCAGUGAGCAAUCUUUUGUUCUGGGCCUACGAAAUGAGUAACCCUGUUAGUAAGAACUUAGCAGGUUGCCUUUGUGUUAGCAAUUUGGCUACGGAAAAAUUCAGGAAAAUUAAUUCCAAAUAUUUGCAUUCUCUCCUUUGCCUCAGUUGCUCAUAUUGUAAACACCCACUGGAAUGUUAAACUUCAGUAAAGGUCUUUGCUUCAAAGGAGCCUCUCAGACCUUGGGAGGAAUGUUUGAAUUUUUCACUACUCUGCUACCUACUGAGAAUAUGAAGUGUCAUUUAAUUCAGUACAGUUUACUUCAAAGUAAGCAUUCAUAGGCUUGGGCUGCAAGAUGCCUUUUCAUGCAGCAAUAUAUUUUAAAAUGAUAGUUGCUGUGGAAGGUCACAAGCCUAGAUAAACAAGGCCAAAAUGGAAUGAGGAGUGAGGAUUUUAUAGGCAAAGCUGUUUCUAACCAGUUUUUUACAGCAGGAAGUUUCACCAUUGUUACUUUCUCUGUUUCACAUUGUUGCUUCUGUGGGAGAACAAAUAGUUUCUUAAGAAGGAAUAGAAAGUUCUGAUCAGCACGAUUCUUUGCUUUCAAUUGUUUCAAAAGUGAACUGAAAUGAUAGUAAUAAUAGCCGCUAUGUCACAUGUUUUUUUCCAUAUUCAUGCAAUAAACUUGGAUAACAAUGUAGAUUCUGCAAUUGUCCUUCAAGGGCUGUUCUGGUGAAACAUCACAAAUGGGUUCUGGAGCAGUUGCUAUUGUGUCAUCUCUUCCUAGUGUGGGACUGCAGCUUGCUGCUGGAUUUUCAUUUCUUUUCAUCUUUGCUAAAUUGUACAAGAGUUGUGGAUGCCUGGGGAAAAUGCAGGGUUAUGGUAUUUCCUGUGCUCCUUUUUCUAGAAGUAUUAUCAAAACUUUCUCCGUUAGUGCUGAGAGGGGCAAUGCAUAGUGUGUGUUGGAUUAGCCAUGAAUCGCUGAUUCCUCCUUUAGCCAAGGCCAUGUUGGAAAGAGUGAAGCCUUUGUGCAGAUCAUAUGGUGAACGACAUGUGAUUUGUUUGCUGCAUAUACAUGGCUCCCAGUUGCAUACAGAGACAGCUAAAUCCUUGUAUGCCUGACAUAAUUUACAUGUGUUACUUGGAAGCCCCUUCCAUGUGCGAAAUGUGGAACCUGUGGCCCUGAGUUUGCUGAAUAAAUCCAAAAAGUGCAAAGUUGAUCUCAUAGCUGCAGAUCACCCUUACAGAGAGAGAGUCUUUGUCCACUCCUGUUCCAUAGAGUCAAUGUGGUGUCAUCUGGAUGCUGUCAGACUAUGACUCCAUAAUCCCUUACUUUGGGGAAUGCCAGUUGAGGCUGAUGGGAGUUGGAGCCCAACAACCUCUGGAAGAUGCUAUGCUGGCUACCCUUAAUACUAAGAUCCUAGGAAUACCAGGCAAGCAAGUAUGUUUUACCAUUGCUUCUCAAAGUUAAAGGUUAGCAUCACAAGCCAUUCUUCAGAUGUUCUAAACCCAAUUUGAUAGCUGUAGGGUAAAUUGCCAAUUGGAAAUCAAGUGUUGCUAUUUCUGUUAUUAUUAAUUGGAAAUUGAGUGUUAAAUCCUACUCUGCAGAAGAGAUGAAGUAAUAAAUCUAAUAAUUAUUGGCCAGUAAGUUUCCACAAUGCUAACUGACUUCCAGAAUUAGAAGGAGUUAGGUAGCAAGAAAUGACUGGGUGGGGGAUAGGAAUGUGAAAUUAAGAGAGUCUCCAAAAUUAAAUGAUAAGAGGUUUUCAGAAAUCUAAUAGUAGGCUGUAUCCAACACAGCAAGUCCAGAAGCAGCACAGAGGAGAUCAGUGCUAUAUUUGUAAUGGGGAGGGGAAAGAAAAAUGACAUCAUAUCCAAAAGAGAUCCCCAGAGAGACUGGUUUUAAAGAUGACUUCCUUAUGUACUGAACUAAGCUCAUUGCAUCUCUGCACGUUUUACUGAGUCUGGCAGGGGCUAAAAAUCAGAUUAAUGGAACAGCGCAAAAGAAAACACAGAUAAAUGUUUAUACCAGAAAUCAUAUUUCUGAAGUUAAUAAUAGAAUUAAUGAGAGUAAUGCUAAAAUAGAUACAGUAUCGGCUAAGUGGUUGGAGGAGCUGUCAGAGAGGAAAAGGGGGAUCAUGGCAUUAUAUAUGUCCUGAAUGCAUACAGAGGGUAGGCAUAACCUGCUACAGAUGUGUGCCUGUUCAAGUAAUAGUAUCUGUAGUAGGUAUGUGUUUACCACGCUGCAACAUUUUGUGGCAGACCUCACAUAUAGCUAUCUAAAUGUGAUUUUUCAGCCUUCCGUUGGUAUGUCCAAAAUGCAGUGCAAGGCCAGGUUUCUAUUUUCAGACAGUCACAAAAUUCACCUGAGCUUACCAGCAUUUACACACAAAUAUACCACUUUAAAGCCACCCCUCCAAGCAAAGAAUCCUAGGAACAGUAGCUAAGGAUGCUAGGGAUCGUAGUCUUUUGAGAGGGCAACUACUGUUCCUAGGAUUCUUGUGAGGGACUCCAUGCGCUUCAAAUGUGCUUCAGGUGUAUGGUGUGUACACAGCUUUAGGUGGCUAGGGUAGGGGAUAGAGAAUACAUUUGCUUUGAUACUCAUUGCUGGACAGACUGAUGUAUUCGGUGUUCAAAAUUCUGCAGGCGCCAGGCACAUUUUGCAACUGGCGCAGGUCCAGUUGUGACCAUGUGGAUGUCAAGCUGGCGACUUACAUCUCCAUGUUGGGAUACUGCCAGGGAGAUAAAGUCCAUCAUGGCCCCCAAGCCGGCUGCCGGACGAUCCAUCGACCGCCCGUAGUCACGCAGUAUCAACAAUUAGCGACAUGAGUUUCUAGAAGAUUUCUUGCCACAUUCCAGAGCUCAUGCACACUGUAUCAGCAGAUAAUGCACAGCCAAAAGUUGCGCUCAGGAGAGCAUUAUUUACAAGUUUAUUCAGCGUUGAUCAGAACACAGAAAAACAUGACUGACUGCUUUAGUGUCUACGACACAGAGAGAAAACGAAAGCAACAGAAAACAUAAACAUCCUGCGAACAGGAAAUACGCAGACUCUGACUCACAAAGCCUGCUCCCUUUUAAGGUGGAACGGAAAUAUCCUAACAUCCUCCCCUUUCCGUGUAACCUGUAGUACCUGUGGUUCAACCCAAUUGCAACCUUUGUACGUAAACCUUAAGUUGUUCUCUGUUAACAACCUUAGACAACAGAUCAGCAGGAAUUUCAUUUCCUGCCAUGUAGGACACCUGAAUGAGUCCUUUCUGAAUACACUCUCUUGCACGAUGUAGCUUAAUCUGCAAGUACUUGGUCCUUUGCUUGCAACUCUCCGAGUUCAGCAAAGCCAAACACGAUCUAUUGUCUUGAUACACUUGUACAGGACAUUUCACAGAAACUCCGAUGUCCUUAAACAGUUGCAUCAACCAUUCACAAUCCAUGAGUGAAAAUGACAGAGCAUUGAGUUCUGCUUCACAGGAACUUAGGCUCACUGUCGUCUGCUUUUUUCACAACCAGUCAAACAGGCAGUGGUUGUACAUGUAGCAUACUCCAGAAGUGCUUGUACCAUCCGUGGUGUCACUUCCAAAACUUGCAUCUGCAAAGAUUUCAAGACCUCCAGUCUUCUGACUGGUGAACCUCAGCCUGUAGUGCAAAGUCCCUUUCAAAUAGCGGGCUAUGCGCUUCAGAGCUUUACAAUCCUGAACAGUAGGAUUGUUAGCAUGUCUGCUAAGCAGGUUACAGCUUACAGCUAUGUCAGGUCUUGAGCAUCUAGCAAUGAAAUUCAACUUGCCUAGAAUGCAUCUGUACAGCGUUGUAUCAGAAAACGCUUCAGCAGUACUGUCUACCUGGUAACCUGUCACCAUUGGUGUGUCUGCUGGGUUUGCAUCAACCAAAUUCAACCUGGUUAAUACAUCAGCAAUUUUCUGUGUUUGGUGUACCAGAAAAUUACCUGCUUGGUCCCUCUCCACCUGCAGAGAAAGAUAGUUGGAUACCUCACCAAGAUCCUUCAUGUCAAAGUGCUCCUUCAGCUGAGCUAGGGUGCUUUGGUAAAAGCCUGAUUCUUCCAAAACAUCAGAAGAUCAUCAACAAAACAUAAACAAUACAGUUUGUUUUGCCCCUCCUCCUUGACAAACACACAUGGAUCAGCUUUGCCCUGGUGAAAACCUAGAGAAAGCAACGUCUCAGUGAGUUUCGUGUUCCAACACCUGGCACUCUGCUUGAGACCAUAUAAGGAUUUCCGCAGUUUACAGACCAUUCCCUUCUGUAUCUGCAUUCCAUCAGGUGGAAGCAUAAACAGCUCCUCCCCCAAAACCCCGUACAAAAAAGCUGUAUAAAUGUCAUGAUGGGAAACAUGCAGUUUCUCCUCUGCAGCUAUCUUGAGCAUCAGCCGAAUGCUCUCAUAUUUGACGGUGGGUGAGUAGGUCUCGUGGUAAUCCUGUCCUGGUACCUGUGAAAAACCUCUGGCAACCAAUCUGGCUUUGUGUCUGACAACCUUGCCAUUCUGGUCUGUCUUGGCCUUGAAGACCCAUUUGCUGCCAACCAGUCUCAUCCCUGGGACUACCGGUACCAGUUCCCAAGUUUGGUUCCUAUUCAAGGAAUCAACUUCAGCCUUCAUGGCAUUAAGCCAAGGCUCAGCAUCUUUAGAGGUUAACUCCUGAACCUCUUUGAAGCUUGAAGGUUCCCAUACCUUCUCUGAGCUACUAAGAACAGCAGUUGCUGUCUUAGCAAACUCAUCAGCAAAUCUCUUUGGAGGUCUGCCCUUUGUGGCUCUUUUCAGAUCUGCGUACUAGACGCAAGUCUUCUGGACUCAUCUCCUCCUUCUUAGGAGAAAAGUGACCAAUGGUGAACAGUGGUUCUUCCAGUUCAUUGUCAGACGCAUCAGAUGGUCUGACUGAGGCCUUUGCGCUCUUGUAGUCUGCUGUGUCAUCACUGUCACUGACACCAGCAGCAGCGCCGCCCACUGAACUGGAAUCCGAACUCUGAUCAUCAUCGUCAUCAUCAUCCUCAGCAGCUUCCUCAGCCUUAGCUGCUUCUUUGACAUCACCUUCAUCCUCCUCUGGGUAACUCUGGAAAAUUCCCACAUUUUCCCCCCACUUAGGAUUGUACUCAACACUCUUUGUGAACUUAAUGGACUUAGAGUCAGUCAUCCACACCCUGUAUGCACCUUUUCGUACCCCAUGAACAAACCAUGUGCCCCACGCUUCCCAAGCUUGUUGCUCUGUGGGGUGUGUACCCACAUGUCAGAACCAAAGAUUCUCAUGUGCUUGAUGUUGGGUUUCUUACCAAACAUCUUCUCAUAGGGAGUACAACCAAUAGGUGAUGACAAUCUGCGAUUAUAAGUGUAAGCAAAAUUCGACAGAGCCUCCCCCCAAUACUUAUCAGGAGAUUGGCAUCAUGCAACAAUGUUUUCAUUCCUUGCAGCAACGUUUGAUUUGCUCGCUCCGCAAGCCCAUUCAUCCAUGGCGAUCUAGGCGUUGACAAGUCAUGCUGGAUUCCCUUCUCAGUCAGGAAAGCUUCAAACUGCUGAGAAGUGAACUCCCGCCUCGAUCAGUAAACAGACAGCCAAUACGUUUACCGUGAACAUUCUCCAACCAAGCACAGAAUGCCUUGAACUUAGGAAAUGCUUGCGAUUUCUGCUCGAGCAUAAACACAUGAAUGUACCUGGAAAAAGAAUCAAUUAGAACCAUGAAGUACCUUGCUCCACCCAAAGAGGGCGCAAGUGGACCAACCAGGUCUGCGUGCACUAGCUGGUAGGGUUUGGAAGCCUGCCUGCUAGACUCCUUGCCUUUUGGAGCAACCUUCACCUUGUUCUCUGCACAAGAUACACAUUUCAUGUGAAACUUACAGGGUUUGAUGUUCAAACCCUCAACCAUCUCUGGCAUCUUGGCCAGUGCCUUCCAAGAGAGGUGGCAAAACCGUCUGUGUGCAUCGUGAAUGCAUCCUGCAUGAAGAACUUUGUUAGUUUGUGCAACACAACAAGAAUCAACAUUAGACACAACAGCAGCACUGUCGUCAUAAGUUAUACAGAACAAGCCAUCUAUAAACUUUGCAUGCAAAAUGUCCUCUUUGCCUUUUCUGAUGACACAGACGCUCCUCUUGAAGAAAAUCUCAAAACCAUGCCCAGUCAGCUGUGGGACACUGAGCAAAUUGUCUGCAGCACCUGGAACAUAUAGUACAUCUUUGAUGGUCGUGUGCAGACUUGCCAGUUUCACAGUCCCUUCUCCUGCAAUUCGCAACGUCUUUCCACCAGCCAGGUGGAUCUCACCUUCUUGAGGUUUGAAGGAGAUAAAUAGGUGGCGGUCCUUUGAGACAUGGCGGGUACAGCCUGAAUCAACAACAAACCUGGCCUUGGCCUUUGGAGCAGCCUUUGCAGCAAGCAAAACCUUGUUUUCCACCGGCGUGGGCUUUUGCAGCUUGCCCCCCUGCUCCUGGCCAUCAGACUUGCGUUUAGCCUUUGGUGAAGCUGUGCCAGUAAACAAAACCUUGUUUUCCACCGGCGUGGGCUUUUGCAGCUUGCCCCCCUGCUCCUGGCCAUCAGAUUUGCCUUUAGCCUUUGGUGAAGCUGUGCCAGCAAACAAAACCUUGUUUUCACUGGCGUGGGCUUUGCAGCUUGCCCCCUGCUCCUGGCCAUCAGACUUGCCUUUAGCCUUUGGUGAAGCUUUGUUUUUCUCUGGCGUGGGCUCUUCACCCUCCCUCUGCUUCUGGCCAUCUGCAAGCGUCUGCCUCUGUUUACCUUUGCCCUUCCGGCCUCUGCAAAGGCGAUGACCUUGGUUCCCAUGAGAAACAGAGCUCUCAGCUGCCGACUCCUUGGCUCCCCCUGGAGGCUGGAAUGCUGCCUGGGAUGACGUGACAGUCAGCUCCCCUGCAGCUUGCAACCGGUGCCCUCAGCAUCCCUGCAUUCACUCGCAUUCUGGGAAACAGCCAGGACCUCCGAUGCAGUCAAACUCUGGGCUGGGAUGACUGGCAAAUGGGCUAUCUUCAAAGCAUGCCACAUCUUACGUGCAGUGGCGUUGCCAGCAAGCGUUUUUAUUUCCUCCAGAGAGACGGACAAGACUAUUACGUCUAUCGCCUUCGAAUUUUCGGCCUUCCAUCUAUCUGUCAGAGGAACUGGAGGGGCCUCACACACAGUAUGCCACACUCCAAACUGUCGAAGCAAGCUCUCACACCACACAGCCCAGGUCCCAUAAUUGUGCCGAUUUAGCUUUGGGCACUCAGCAGCCUCAGAAGCUUGGAAAAACUCCAUUCCAGGUUUCUAUUUGAGCCAUGAGUCUUAUUCACUUCAAAGACCCCUUAUCUCGGCUCCCAUUAAUCACGACGCCUUUGGCGCGGCUCCCAGAUCCAUUAAUCUGCCGGAGUUCAAAGGCCCUUGCCGCGGCAAACAGAAAAGCCUCACUUUCGCUUUUCUUCCACAUACCUUUCAGCAGUCUGUCGCAGUCUUACUCUCCUGUAAGUGCUGUGAAUCUGGGCCCAUAACCUGUUGUUGGGAUACUGCCAGGGAGAUAAAGUCCAUCAUGGCCCCCAAGCCGGCUGCCGGACGAUCCAUCGACCGCCCGUAGUCACGCAGUAUCAACAAUUAGCGACAUGAGUUUCUAGAAGAUUUCUUGCCACAUUCCAGAGCUCAUGCACACUGUAUCAGCAGAUAAUGCACAGCCAAAAGUUGCGCUCAGGAGAGCAUUAUUUACAAGUUUAUUCAGUGUUGAUCAGAACACAGGAAAACAUGACUGACUGCUUUAGUGUCUACGACACAGAGAGAAAACGAAAGCAACAGAAAACAUAAACAUCCUGUGAACAGGAAAUACGCAGACUCUGACUCACAAAGCCUGCUCCCUUUUAAGGUGGAACGGAAAUAUCCUAACACUCCAGCUGUUUGGCCCCCCUCCAGCUUUCUUAAGCAGGUAAGCAGGUAAAGGUAAAAGGACCCCUGACCAUUAGGUCCAGUCAUGACUGACUCUGGGGUUGCGGCGCUCAUCUCGCUUUAUUGGCCGAGGGAGCCAGUGUACAGCUUCCACGUCAUAUGGCCAGCAUGAUUAAGCCGCUUUUGGCGAACCAGAGCAGCGCACGGAAACACCAUUUACCUUCCUGCUGGAGUGGUACCUAUUUAUCUACUUUCACUUUGACGUGCUUUUGAACUGCUAGGUUGGCAGGAGCAGGGACCGAGCAACGGGAGCUCACCACGUUGCGGGGAUUCGAACCGCCAACCUUCUCGAUCGGCAAGUCCUAGGCUCUGUGGUUUAACCCACAGUGCCACCUGCACCCCUAUUUAUUGCAUUUCUAUCCCACCUUUUUCUCCAAGGAGUACAUGGUUCACCCCCCUCCUCAAUUAAUCCAUAAAACAACCCUGUGAGUUGGUUAAGGGGCUGUGACUGGCCCAAGGUCACCCAGUGAGCUUCAUGACUGAGUGAGGAUUUGAACUCUGAACUCCCAGGUCUUAGACUGACACUCUAACCACUACACCAGACUGGCUUCCUAGAGUACUUCUGCUAAGGGUCAGCUAUAUAAAUUAAGUAGGUAAAUAAAUAUGGGGAAAACAAAAUGACACUCAGAGAAGGAUCUGAAAUAUUUUCCUUGAAGCUUGAAUUUGUUUUAUUCUGGAUUGGCUGGUUUGUUGUUUUAAUGUGUUGUAAAUAUAAUGUGUUUAAAAUAUAAAGCGGUAUAGAAAUGAAAUUAACAACAACAAAUCUCACUGAGGGGUGGGAAUAGCACAUAGACAUUCUGUUGUGGUUACCAUAACCUAGGUUUAAGGUGCCAUUUGGUGAUAUGUUAUAUAUAUAUGUUUCUAAUGCUGGAUGUGUGCGUUUCAGGAUUUCUUUCUCUGUGUGAGUAGUAGAGGUGGUUGGUGGGUUCAUUUUAAAUCAUGCCAGAUUUAUAAGCAUUUUCUGCUAUUCUUUGGCAGAUUCCCUGCAUCUGGCACGCAGCACUGUCUAGCCUGAUACUCACUUUCCAGCUAAUGCUCUGCAUUCUUCUACCAGUAUGGAAACAUUCUAUAUACAGAGCCAUGUUUGGCUGAACUUGUAAAUAAGUUGGGAUGUAGGUGGCGGAACUACAGAGAGCUGUGUGAGGAUAUACUUUUAUAGCAAUUCAAAUGUAUGCAUGUGGGGGGCAGGGAGAUGCCUGUGCAUGGUAAGUUAAGAAUGUGAUGGCUUUGCAGUAUCACCACAUUCAACUACCACUGACUUCUUGAAUCAGUCUUAGUAGAUACGCCUGCUCAGGUUGAGAUAAUGAAGACUGCGAUGUGCAUUUCUUCCUUUCUACAAAGAGGUGUGCCACGGCUCAAGCGUGCCUGAGAGACGUGCCAUCUACAUCACAGUCUUUAUUUCCUUACCCUUAAAUAUGUAGAAACUGGUGAUGGUUGUUUAGGAAAAAAGGUGCUCUGCACAUGCUCAGAGGCACUUUCCUGUUUUAUUACCUCACCUAUUCCUGGGCUCUUCACUUUAGAAUGAGAAUGGAUUCUGUGGCUGAGCCCUGCCUGUUUGUAUACAAAUGAGAAAGAGUCAAACCAGUGGCCCACCUUACAUUCUUCAGCCAGCAGGUCUUAUAUGUGAAAUGUGGGCCUCUUCCUCUUGAACAUUUCGGUUUCUUCUGCAGGAUGGCUGUCAUUACUUGCUGACAAGCUCUGUAUGCAGCUGGGGGCAUCUGGGUUAUCAGGGUAGAGACCACCAUGAAGGGAAUGUGAUUUGUACUGUGCAGCUACUGUAGAAUAAUGAUGGUAGCCCAGUUGCCUGCUCAGUCUCCCAUUCAGCAGUUCCUUUGUUAUGCUCAGUGACAUUAAACACCUUUUCAAAAACAAAAACAAAAGCACCACCUCUGCACUUUUAAAAACUUUCUGUCAAGGAAAAUUUAUUUCCAGAAUACUUAAUAUCCUGUUAAAGUGUUCUGAGGUUUACUCAAGUUACCUGCUUGAGCCUCAAGUGUCAUCUUGUAGAUUUUGUUAUGAAGGAUUGAUCCAAAGUAAAUCAAAAUAAUCCCUUGAAAGUUUCAGCUGGGCCUUGAAGACCCACAUCUUUUAGUAGCUGAUGUAAACUGGGCCUCAGAAAUGGUGGUGUGAUUUAUUUACAAUUGGUUUAGGGCUGGUUGUUGUUUUUGUGCUAGUUUUUUUAGAAAGCAUUACAAACUGUGGUUGUUUUAAACAUAUAUUGUAGUACUGGUUGACACUGUAAUAGUUGAUAGUGUUUGUUAACUGUUAUCACUUUGUGAAUAUUUUUUGUUUAGAAAGUGGUUUAUAAAAGUUUCAAAUAAAUAAGACAUACAUAAAUAGGAGUCUUAUAAGAACUUUUAAAGGUCACAUGCAGUGUAUGUUUAAUGUUGCUGUGAAGCUCUUUCACAACAUCUGAAAAAAGUAAUCUAUGAGUAGAUGAUUCAUUCCAAGCUGAGAACCACAGUGAAAAUGUAUCACCAGCCAGAGGCCAUUAAUAAGAAUAGCCCUAGUGCAGAUGUUUUCAACCUUUUUGAGUCCAUGGUUCCCUAGACCAACUACAUUCUUUCUGCGGCACUCCUGUGGGGCUUAGGAGUCCAGUAAUGUCAUCCCUUGCCUGCAGCGCUGGCAGCCUCUCCCCCUUUUUCGAACACCCUCCCUUGUGAAGUGUUCUCUUUUUUUUUUUUAUUAUAAUUUUUUAAUUGGUUUUUCACAUUUUAUAAAGACAUAACACACACGUAAAAGACAAAGACAAAAAACAUGUAUAAUUUCAAAAUUCUUGCUUUGUUUACUUUUGUCCUUGACUUCCCCACACCCCCCCUUCAUACAUCCCAAUUCCCAUAAUUAUGUCAGCAAGUUAUUAUUUUACCUCCUUACCCUGUUAAUAUUACAUCUUUUGUAGAAGAUUAAAUUCUAUCCUAAGUUGGGCUCAGAUUCCCUUCCAUCGAUUUCCCAUUUUUUAUUAAGCAUCAAUCAUAUUGACUAGACCCAAAAGUCGUAAGUGUUUUUAAAAUUCUAUUUCCCCCCCCUCCCAUCCCCGGUUCGUCCCUUCCCAAGUACAUUUCUACAAUAACAGUUCUUAGCCUGGAUUUCUCACAUCCGAGGCCUUCAAGUCUCUUUCAGUCCCUCUCCGCCGGUUUUGUUGGUAGUCCUUUAUGUUGGUCUUCGGAUCUCGAAGGAGUUCUGUCCCAGUCAAGCCAGAUUUUCUUCCCACAAGAAAACUUGGAGACAACUGCUGCAAAAGUUCCACCAGUCCUUCAUAUUCAGAAUGGAGGCCCCCAUCAUAUUUCUUCUUUCUUUUAAGUUCUUGAAUUCCAAGUACUCCAGGGGCCUCCUCCUUCAUCUUUCGCAUCUUUUGCAGAUUUGUAAUCCAUGUAAUCCAAGGAUCUUCUUGUUUAUAAUCCACAUGUGUAGGCUUCUGGUUGGUACUUUCCAUCUGUGCUUUCUCCUUUCCUUGUUUAGUCUCCUUCAAUUCUUGAGAUAUCUGUUCCGGUUCAGCUGCAGAUUUUUUCUCAUUCAGAUCCUCAAUAUAUUCAGCAGAGUUGCUUAUUCCAGAAGUCAAGGUCGUAAGUUGUUUAUUCAUAGCCAGACUCUGCUCUUGUAAAGUUCCCACAAAGUAACACAUUCUUUCUAUUUCAGCUAGUAAAUUUCCAUCCGCAGCCAUUGUAAUGUCUCAGAAUUCCCUAGAGGGAAUCUGGUUACUUAGUAAUCUUUUCCCAACAGUCCUUUGCCUCGUUCUUUGUUUCUUUGUUUCGAACCACUUUAAUUCAAUUGUAUCACAUUUAGUCCAGGGAGAUCUUAAAUAACACGCUUUUUACUUUAAAUUGCCCGUUUGACAGCUUUAACAGCUGUCAAACUCCUUUCCUCUUCAACAGGCUCAAAGACAGGACGCUCCCGGGCCCGGAAGGGGGGGGUUACACACCACAAGAGAAAAACUUCUAAAAUUCCACUCUUACACUCCAGCUCAAAACUUCUUUUAUCAAAUCGUGAAAGUUAAAGUCUUUUUAACUCACCCCAAAGGGGUAGACUCUCCAACUUAGUUCUCCUGCUAUUGCUUUAAAUCGUCUGCAGAAGGGGGGGGUGCGGACUUCCCUUUAACACAUCCCCCGGUCGUAUCAAAUUCACAGAUAGAUAUUUUAAAGUCCGAAUUCCAAUCUACUCACGGGUUGCUUCUUUUCGAGUUCCGAAUUUAAGGAAAAGAGUCUGUGCUCUUCAGCCAUGGCACACGGCUCCGCUCCGCUGGGGUAGCGGUCUACUCCCAGCACCACGCCGCUUCCGUACCCUCUCCGUAGCCUUUAAAAAGGCUCUUCGUGGGUCGGGGGCGCUUAAGGUGCCCACCGAGUCACCAGGUCCGCAGGCAUCCGCGCCUGCGGUUUUUGAGGGUCUCCGCGUCGCCGUCGCGGCAAGACCCGUCCCCAGCGGAGCCGAUUCCCUCCGGAGCUCGGAGAGAAUCCGCCAUUAGCUGUUCGCACCAACCCGGAAGUCCCUUGUGAAGUGUUCUCACAGCCUCCUCUCCUCUCCCCUUGGGAGUCCUUUGAGUAGCUGCUGCUGCUGCUGUCACUGGUCUCUGAGCUGCCUCAACCCAAAGAGAAGUGAAGCUUAUAGCCAGGGCUGUUGCACUAAACAUCUGUGCAACCCUUUGGGAGGCAGAGAUGCAAGAAGGCAUCAGAGAAAGAAAGAGGGACAGAGGCCAGUGUUGCCUGCAGCACCCCUGACCAUCAUUCAAGGCACCCCAGAGUGCCAUGGCACACUGGUUGAAAACCACUGCCCUGGUGGAUUAGGCCAAAGGCCCAUCUGGUCCUGUAUCCUGUUCUCACAAUGGCCAACCAGAUGCCUAUGGGAAACCUGCAACUGGUAUUCAGAGGCAUAGUGCCUCUGACACUGGAGCCAUCAUGACUUAGCCUCUAUGAAUUUAUCUAAACUGCCUUUAAAACCACUUUGUGCAUUUCUCCAUCAUUCUCCUGAUUUUUGGAGGAAGCGGGCUUGUUGUGCAAGUGCUCCAAAUGAACUUUAAUUGUGCAACCUGAAUUUAACUGAAAAUAGUGACAGUCUGGAAGUGUCCAAAGUUCCAUUGAAAUACAGUCAUAUCUCACGUUACGUUUGCUCCAGGUUGAGUGUUUUCAGGUUGCGUCCCACGGCGACCUAGAAGUACUGGAACGGGUUACUUCCAGGUUUUGCUGCUCGCGCAUGUGCAGACGUGCAAAAUGACGUCACGUGCAUGUGCAGAAGCAACGAAUCAUGACCCACGCGUGUGCAGACAUGGGUUGUGUUCUUUUCAGGUUGCGAACGGGCCUUCAGAACGGAUCCCGUUCACAACCAGAGGUACCACUGUAAGUGGCUUACAUCUGAAUAAACAUCAUAGAACCAGACUGUAUGUCUCUAUUGUAGUUUCCCCACACUCCCUAUUUAGUGAAAAUCAUACUGUAAUUGAAAUUCUUUCAAAAAGGAAAACGGAGUUGUGUCAAAUAGCUUCAAUGGAUGUUACAAAUUCUUGCAAUUUGGUGCCAGCGUUUCAAUCACAGUGGUCAUAUGGUUUGGGCAUUUGACUUCAUCCCUGAAAUUUGUGGGUUUUGAGCCUCAUUUCACUGAACUCUAUAUGAUUUCACGAACUCUUGGAUUCGGAAAGUCAAAAGGAGUGGUUACAUAUGGUGCUACUCAUAUUGUUGUCUAAUGUAAUAGAGGUCAUAGAAACUAAUACAUCUUGGCCACACCAGUCCCAAGAGACAAAACGGUUUGAGACAGACUAUCAAGGUAUGAAAUAUGGACAAUUUUUGAAUCCACAUAAUGUAUGAAAAAUAAGACUUGGCAAAUGCUCCAGCUUAAUAAAAUAUGUAUGGGCAUGAAACUGGCAGGCAGUUACUAUUUACUGCUUCUUCUCCCUCCAGUGUGGCCCUGACUGCUCACUCUGUUCCCUGUUCUAGUACUUCGGGGAUAAUGAAAAUGGCAGGCAUGGCUGGAACUUCACUGUGCACCUGACCUCUGUGAAAGCCAUUUCAAAAAAGGCAAGUUGUGGCAACCAGUGUCAGCCCUGGUAUUCCCAUGUUGGGUGUUGAUGCUGGGCCCCAUCAUUCGCCACUAUCUCUGGCAAUCAUCCCCCCCCCCGCUCCACCUCCAAUGUAGCCUCCAAAGCCUGGACCUCAUGAGACCACUGUUCUCAGUGUGAGCUUGCCUUCACAACUGAAUUGAAAUUAUGCAUGGUGUGAGAAAGUGUGCCAUGUUUAAAGUGAUUCUGGUGAGGUGAAUUCUUUCAGGCCUUUUUAGAUCGACAGGACAGGACUCAAGAGUGCUGGAUGGCUUAAACAUAAUGAUCUAAGAUUCUAAGAAUAUUGUCUUCUGAUACCAUAAAUAAUGUGGUGUAUAGCUGGGACUGAAUCACAACCCUUUCAACCGAGAAGAUAAGUUGCUCCAAGUGCCCGUCUGCAAGUGCUUCAGUUCCAAUGAAGUCAGGAUAGUCAUGCUUCUUCAGCACAAUUCUUUACGUGUCCACUCAGAAAUAAGUCCCAUUGAGGUCAGUAGGGCAUAUUACCUGGCAAUUGAUUAUAGGACUUGCAGCCUUAAAAUGCAAAGUUCCAUGUACAGUGGUACCUCGGGUUACAUACGCUUCAGAUUACAUACACUUCAGGUUACAGACUCCGCUAACCCAGAAAUAGUACCUCAGGUUAAGAACUUUGCUUCAGGAUGAGAACAGAAAUCGUGCUCCGGCGGCGUGGCAGCAGCGGGAGGCCCCAUUAGCUAAAGUGGUGCUUCAGGUUAAGAACAGUUUCAGCUUAAGAACGGACCUCCAGAACGAAUUAAGUACUUAACCUGAGGUACCACUGUAAUGUUGUUAUCUUACAGAUAAGGAACCACAUCUGAGUGGUAAAGUACUCUAUUCAUGCUUGAGUCCUAUAAAGAGAAACCAUAUCUGUCUGCUGUAUCAUGUACCCAGGAAGCCAUAGGUUCCUAUAGGAAGUGGAAAAAUGCAAUCGGGAAAUCUGAAUGCUCCAAUAUUGGCUCUUGGUCAACUAAGGUCAGAUCAAUCUAGUCUGCUGACUGCAUCUACCACUUCUUGUAAGUUAGACAUGUGGCUUACCAAGAAAGCAGUAGAGUUGGCAGACAGUGUGUUUUAUUACAUUGGUUUCAGACAGUAACUUUAUACUGUUCUUUUGUAAUGAAAACUUACUUCAGUUUACUUUAUUUAUAAAACCUUUUGCCUCACUGUCCCUGACACCGAAGGUGAUUUUAUCUAAUGAAACAAAUCAUAUAGAUUUUAGAACAGUCCAGAGUACAACAGAAAUCUUAAGGAGACAAAACAGAAGCAGAAAUGGAAUGAGAAAGCAAAAGGAUCUCUGGAAGAAAAGCUGCAAGAUUAAAACACGUGGGGGGUAAUAAGUAAAUUAUAAUGGCAAGCCCCCCUGUCUCAAAUGUUUAGGAUAUGGAGGAAAUAAGUGGCAGCGUGUUUGCAUCUGUGCGUGUGUACAUAAAUCCUUUUCCUCCUCCUGUUAACCUGCUCUUUACCUUCCCUGAGUUCAAGCUUUGUGAAGUUAUUAGGGAAAUGUGGGGUAGCAUCUAAAUGAUGAUGGGUUUUUGGUAAAUGAGAUAUAGAUAAUAGUAGCAUAUAUUCUGUGCUGUCUUUGUGCCCGCUGCUUUUAAUGCAGGAAAAUGAAAUCCAAACCCCAGGACUCAUAAAUGCACAACAUUUUCCCAGGAGGAAAAAUGCUGUAUACCGCAAAAUGUUUCUGAGAGAGAGGGAGAGAAAGUGGGUAAUAAACAGGCCAAUAAAAGUAGUCUGGGGAAAAUUAGUUGCCAUAUCUUGCUAGCCUUUCUGCUUUUGCCAUUGAGAAACCUGACCUACUGAUAGUUUUGUGCCGUAUGCUUAGUAGCAGUUAGUGACGUGAAAUAAGAAUGAAGAUUUGUUCCACUGUUAAUAUUUUCCAGGGUACACUGCCAGGCUGUGGAUAAUUAUCCUUCCUUUAAGCACAUGAAACUGCAAUUCUGAGAUAAACACUUCAGAUUAAUGCUCCAUUUAUCCAGAAAGCUGCUUCUCAGAGGGCGAAAUCGUUAAGAUCCCAUUCUGGAUUUCAUUUGGAACUUGCCACUGUAUCCAUGAUGCAGUUGCAGUCUGUGGGCUGUGACAUUGCUGAGAGUUUUGCUGUGAAGGAGCACUUUCAAUUUAAGCAUGUGAAUGAUUUCUAGUGACACAUCUACCGCCUUGCAGAACUUAAGAGGGUGGGAUGGCAAAGGAGGAAAGUAGAAAGGGAAGAUGGCUCUUCACUUAACCAGGAACAGAGUUCCCUUGAAAAAACAAACCUUGGAGAGACUCUUUUUCUGUUCCCUUCCGUCUUUCUGCUCAUUGUAUUUUUGAACUGUUGCUGUCAAAUUAAUUGGUAGCUAUCCUGGGAAGUUGAAUCCUUGCUUAAGUUUUAACACUUGCUGGAUCCAGUAAUGAGAAGGAUCUUGGCAUGCAACCUCAUCCUCCCCCACUCCCAGCUCAUAACAAUAUAAUGGAUUUCUGCAUGUUACUUUCACUAAUAUAUGCAUUGUCAUGCACACUUUACCCUUGCCUAUGUAUUUUUUGUACACACAAAUCAGCUGGACAACUGCACUGCAAAAUUUGGAGAAGUGCAAAUAUUGAAGGAUGACUGUAUUUCAGUUCACAUGUUAUUUUGAAAGUGCAAAUUCAGUAUGCUUGCCUUUAAAUGUGAAUUGAAUCAAAUUUAUCCCACAAUCCCAAUCAUUGCAUGGAACCCUAGCCAUGUGAUUAAUAUGUGAAGGGUGCUAAAAACAUCUGGUUUGCUAAAUACGGACGUGAUUGCAGGUUGGGUCCUACACACUACAGAGAAGAACAUUACUAUGUGUCAACCAACCAGUCCUAUGUUUUACUAGUCUGGGCAUGCUGUGUCUCACUGUGCCAAUCUUACCCUUGCCACCUUCCUUGCUCUACUCAGUGAUGAGUAUUUGGAUCAAUAGUGGGGAACCCCGUAGGGCCCUCCAGACAUGGUUGGAUUCAAACUCCCAUUAGCUCCAACCAGCAAGGCCAACAGUUAGUGAUAAUGGGAGUUGUAGCCCAGUGACACCGGUAGGGUCAUAGGUUUCCUGUCCCUGAUUUGGUGGUCAUUUCUUUGAGAAAAUGUAACUGAAAAAAUUGAAUUUUGUUUUAAACCCAAAUCUGUGCUCCAAGGCUGCUUUGACAUUCACUUAAUAAAGUUAACUGGGUUGCCCUCAGCCCCUUUCAAAGGGGAACGGAGUAUGUCUGAGUGCCACACUAUCUCAGUUAAAUGGUUAGCUUCUAUGUUGGAAUGGGACGCGCUUCCUGUUCACCCCAUCUGUUGCUGAUUUAGGUUAAUUGAAGAAGUUUCAAGCCCUCUUGCCGAGUCCAAAGAGAAUUUUCUCCUCCUGGAAUUUAACCUCUAGAGAAAUCAUGAGCCCAGCUCUUUAAAGACUUUAAAAUACCAUCCUGCUAUAAGUGAUCCUUUCCAACUUUUCCGUGCAACAUGGCUCCUUGCUGAAGUUAAAUGGGCUCUCUUCCCCACCACACUCCAUUAAUUCAUAGUGAAUAUCCUAAAGGGGAACCCUCAGAGAACGUUCAGGAUACCUCACUAUUAAUAAUAAUAAUAAUAAUAAUAAUAAUAAUAAUAACAACUUAUUCCCCAGCCACUCUGGGCGGCUUCCAAAAAAAUAUUAAAAUACUGUAAUACAUCAAACAUUAAAAGCUUCCCUAAACAGGGCUGCCUUCAGAUGUCUUCUAAAAGUCUGGUAGUUGUUGUUCUCUUUGACAUCUGGUGGGAUGGCGUUCCACAGGGAGGGCACCACUACCGAGAAGGCCCUCUGCCUGGUUCCCUGUAACUUUAAUCACUUUUAAUCACUUUAAAAAAAUCCUCAAGCAACUUAAACACUGAAAACAGGUAUAAAAAAAGAGUAGAAGCAACAUAAAAUGCAGUGAUAUGCAUAAAAGAGCUAAUCCAGCUCAACCUUCAUAAAAAUAUGAAGAGUUAGGCUCCAAAGGCCCGGGUGAAUAAAAAUAUUUUUCCUGUUACCCAGAAACAGAUAAUGAUGGCACCAGGCAUGCCUCCUUGGGGAGAGCAGUCUAGAAAUGGAGCCACCUCUGAGAAGGCCUGUUUUCAUAUCACCAUCCUCCACACCUCCAUUUGAGAGGAUGCACAGAAAAGGGCCCCACAUGGUGAAUGCAGGGUUCUGGUGGCUUCAUGUGUGGAGAGGCAGUCCUUGAGAUACUGGGAUCUUGCGCUGCAUAAUUGAAUGAUUGUAAGGUGCAAAUACAGCCAGUUUAUUUAUUCAUAAGUAUAUUCAGAAAGUGUAGACAGUUGUAGGGGUACUACAGAAUGCCUCUGGAGAACACUAUCUUAACACUAAAUUAAUGCAUAGCUGGUCUAGAAGUGAACAGUGGGAUCUUAAAGAAAGUGAUUGUGGUUGUCAGCCAGGCACGAGUAUGGACAACUCUCUCUGUCCUGAGCCAUGCCAAAAUUUCAGCAUUAUCCUAUACUUCACUACUCAGAAGUAAGUCCUAUUGAGUUCGGUGGUACAGAAUGAGAAAGAAAUCGAAAUCAAUAAACGUGCUUACUCCAAGGGACGUGUAGUUAAUAUAAGUGGCUUGGGAUUUUUUAAAGCUGAAAGUCUGAUUCUGUUUGAAUGUUAUAGGGAGCUCAUUGUGCUACUGGUUUAUCAUAAGUCACCAUCAAAUUGCAUUGACAAGUCAGUCACAUGCUUGUUGGCUCUUAAGGCCUUCUUAAGAAUGUUAUGCAUGCAGAAAGCGGGAAUGCUGUACUCCAUGAACAGAUUGUUUUCAGAUCCUGAUGAAAGCUUAUGUCUCAAAGUUGGCAUGACAGAUCUGUUUCACUAAUGACUGCUCUUCCAACACUAACUGUGGCUGCUGAUGGAGACCAGAACUGGAAUCCAGUUAUGGGAGAGUGUUGUGACCUGAGCAGCAAAGAAUUAGAGGCCAGAGAGGAGGAGUGCUAAGGUCCACUGAACCCUCAUUACGUACUCUAUAGCAAUUGGGGAAGUUGUUAAGGCUACAGUUUCCAGUAGUCUGCACUGCUCAUGCCAAGAGUGCUCAAUCAUGUUUAGAAUUGCUUUGGCACAGACAAAUAAUGUGCAGACCACUGCAAAGUUCUCUCAGUGCAAAUGAGCACAAAAUUCAUUGCAGGCAAGUGUAAUUAAGGGAGGAAACAAUCAAAGGAAACUAUGUGUUCAAGAAGGAAUGUAUUCAUAGUUGUGUGUGCGUGCACUGCAUCUGCCUUUUGCGAAUUCUUAGUACAGUUACAAUGAGUAGAAGAAAUAGAUCGCAUCUCAAAAGGAGCUUCUUGUCGGGUGCUCUUAUUCAUGGCAGGACUGGAGCUCAAGAGUUAUGAUCUAUGUGUUGGGAGAUCCUGUCAUGUACAGAGGGAUCCAUAGCCAUGUACUGCUUUGCUGACCUUUUCGACUGUAAUCAGCAUGUGUCUCACAGUUUCCUGUGGCAUGCAGAGUAGUUUAAUAUAAUCCCUGUCGUAGUCUAUAUAAUAGGUGCCAUUACUGUGAUCCUGUUUUUAAAGAGUACAUGAUUGAUUUACUGUAUUCCUCCCCGCUCCACUUCAUGGGAAAAUGUGAAAAUGUUGAAGGUGACUUCUGCCUAUUCAUGUGAGCUGAGCUGAGGCCUUCUGAGAGGGAGUGAGACUGCCAACAAGCCAUUCUGUAAAUAAACAAGUGUCUUGGGAUGUCCCCCCCAAGGUCUGAGGUUGGGUGUCUUGCAGACACUUGGCAGCAGGAACAAAACCAUCAAGAGUUGGAUUGUCGCUGAACUCAUUUCAAUAACAGAUGAGAAUUUCCGAGCAGGAAGAAUUGCACAUGCCUUAUGGGAUUUGUCUGGGAGGGGGAGGGAAGUACAUUUUAUGGAAGGGAGAAGGAAUUUUUAUUUCAUUCUGAAUGUAGCGGUUGGUGCCUACAGACAUGCUCUUCAACAAUUGCUGAACAAACACCACAGAGGUAGAAUCAAAUUAAAACAGCAACUCAGGGCUCCAUUAUGGACAUUGAUAUUACACCGUAGCAUGACUUGCAGUAUAAGACCAUGCUUGCUUCUCCUGGAAGUGACUCCACACUUUUCCAUGGCAAUCCAAUUGCUGUGUGUUCACUAGUGUUUCCCACAUGAAAGGAAACAUGUGGAUAUCAUGCAUGUUUUAAAUAUUCCAUUCUCACAUGCCUCACAAUUCUGGAUUAAUCAGGAGUCUGCAACAUGUGAACACAAAAUGUGAACGCAGGUGUUUAUGGAUGUGUGACUGAGUUCCACACUUGACAAGCCUGUUGUCUGAAACUCUGGGCUUUCUGUGUGAAGUUGCCUCCACUUUACUCAAGGCAACUGGAAAACCAUAAUUAUUGUCAUGUACCAUGUCAUGUACCAUCCAUUUUAAUGUGUUGCUGUUGGCCUUUUUAAUCCUUUAAUGAAUGCAGUGAACAUGAAAAUAAAUAACUAAUAUUGGACAAAAGUAUAAAAUUGGUAUUAUUACACAUUGGCUUCUGUUGUUAUUUGUGAAACUUUGUCCACUGGUGAGACUCUUCUUGCUCUUUUCAAAUGAUACUGUGCAGAGCAGGAAGGACCGGUUUUGUCCUCUGAUAUUGCUAUAAAACCAGGGCUUUUUCCCCAGCUGGAACUCCCCAGAGCUCAGUUCCAGUAUCUCUCAGGUGGGCGCCAUUGCCAUUAUAAGAGAACAAGGGAGGUGUUCAUAGUGAGUUCUGGCUCCUCUUUUUCUAGAAAAAUAGCACUGUAUAAAACUAAUACAGUGGUACCUCAGGUUACAUACGCUUCAGGUUACAGACUCUGCUAACCCAGAAAUAGUACCUCGGGUUAAGAACUUUGCUUCAGGAUGAGAACAGAAAUCGCGUGGCGGCAGCAGGAGGCCCCAUUAGCUAAAGUGAUACUUCAGGUUAAGAACAGUUUCAGGUUAAGAACGGACCUCUGGAGCGAAUUAAGUACAUAACCCGAGGUACCACUGUACAGUUUUAAACCUUUGGCCUUGGCUUCUCAGACAUUUUUCUAUGACUGGAUCUUAGCAAUGCUAUGCUGAACAUCUUAGGGCAAAGUCACACGUGCUUGUCUACCACUUGAUAACUGUAGUAAGUGAUGAUACUGAAUUUCCAUAUCCCCACCCAUAAUUUUAAAGGUGUGCUUUUGAAUUAAAUCACUUCACUCGUUCAGCUGCCAGCGUUUUAAGUCCCAUUCCCAUGUUACUUGCAUGAAGGGGGCAUCGCACAAUUACAACAGUACAUGCUGUACUCUUAGCAUGCUGUCUUGGCCCUGGCACUUUGGUAAUAUGCAGAAGUCUAUUGAAUGGUUAAUGUGAAAGCUCCCAUGAGAUUGGGCUGCUUGUGUGUAGACUUCUGUGCUACAGAGGACUAUGCUAGCACAUGAACAUCUAGAGCUGACCCUGAUGCUGGAGGUGGAGCCAGGCAACGUAAUGGGGGGAGGGGGCUGGGACUAGCUGGGUAGUCCUUCUCUUCUGUGAACAAGUGAAGGGAAGUCAAGUGUAGAGUAAUCAAGUAUUGUACACACACAUGUGAAUCAGUGCUGACCUCAGGGCAAAAGCCCCAUUGCCAUACCUGAGGAAAGGUUGGAGAAAUGUACCGUAUAUUUCCCCUCGCUCUUUCCUGACGCUUUGAAACUGCAUUUCUUGGAAUCAUUGUCGUUGCAUUGAAUUUGGAUGUCUGAGUGAUUUUUUGGGAACCAAAUUUCCUUUGACUGCAUCAUGAAAGUAAAAUCUCCUUUAAAUAUGCAGGAGAAAAUAAACCACAGGCACACUGCAUUUUUGGAACAGCCUAGAUGGAAGAUCUCCUCUGAGAUACAUUCCUGACUAGAGCUUAGAUUUGCUAAUGGCUCAAAGGGUUUGUAUGUUUCAGAGUGCUAUAAACUAGGGGAAGUUUCUUUAACUAUGGUAUUUUGCUUAAUAAUAUAAAGAAAAAAGAAUAAUUUAAACAUUUUAAUCAACCACCCAAUCCUUUACAAAGAUCUUGAAUUUGUGUUAAUGGAUUAAAAUAUAGCUUGUGUUAAUGGGUGGUAGAUACACACACACAAGUGUGCAUGCAAACUAUUUUAGCAGGAACAGAUGAUUUAGAAAGCAGAUAUAAAUCUUCUGGGAAUGGGCAGACCUUUACAAACAACUUAAUUCUGCCACAUUUUUCAGUGACUAGACUUACAACCCAUGAGUCAUCUGCUUUGUGCUCCAGAUUGAACACUUUGUUGUUAACAGAUGCAUUGUGCUUCAUAGUGCAUGUACUAUUACUCAUUAAAGCACAUCAUUCAUUAAGCAGAUAGAAGUAAAAUGGAUGCAUUCGGUAUAGUUGUGAAUGUGUUGAGAGAGUGAGGACAACUCUUUCCAUGUGAUAGAAAUGAUCCUGAGAUACAUGAUAUCGGAUUAGUUUUUGUGUAUGUCUGAAGCUUAAAAAUUCUUAAAACUUGAGUGGCUGGGGGCUCAUGGCAGAUGGAACAUAGAAUCCUAGAAUUGUAGAGUUGGAAGGAACUCUGAGGAUCAUCUAGUCCAACCCCCUGCAAUGUAGGAUUAUGUAGCUGUUCCAUAGAGGGAUCGCACUUGAAACCUUUACGUUAUCAACACCAUGCUCUAACCAGCUGAGCUAUCCAUGCUCAAUGAAAGGAUACCAGUCAUGCAAAAAUGUAUAUAACCUCUUAGCCAUCUUCCAUUAUACUUUUAAAAUUAUUUCAUUCACCUGAUGAAAUGAGUUGCUGCAAAAUAAAGUUUAUGCCAUAAUAAACUGCUUGGGGUUGAAUAACACACAGUGUGUGGUCACUUGAUGAUAUGACUGGAGACUGGUGCAUAUAUUUGAGAAAACCUACAUUUUUGAAGAUUUUUUCAGUUACGAAAGCACAAUCAACAUUUCAUUAACAGGGAAGUAUUGAUAUAUAUCAUUCCCCAACCUAGCAGUUUGAAAGCACGUCAAAGGGCAAAUAGAUAAAUAGGUACCACUCCGGCAGGAAGGUAAAUGGCGUUUCCGUGCACUGCUCUGGUUCGCCAGUCAUGCUGGCCACAUGACCUGGAAGCUGUCUGCGGACAAACGCCAGCUCCCUCGGCCUAUAGAGUGAGAUGAGCGCCACAACCCCAGAGUCGUCCGCGACCAGACCUAACGAUCAGGGGUCCCUUUACCUUUAUGGUAUAUAUCAUUCCUCUUGGCUAGAUCCCACACUGUUCCAUUAGUGUUUAAAUAAAAUAAUAAUCUGGUUUCCAUGUCAUUUCACAUAUCUGUGCUACACAUUCCUGGGAGGUGGUAGUUCUAAUGUGGCAAUUUCUCAUGUGCUGUGUCUUUUCCAUGUGAUGCAAAUAUUAAAAUGUGUUAACUAGAGUUACAUGGAUGGAUUAUUGUAAUAACCUACAGUUUCACAGGAGUAUAUAUUUAAAGUAGAUAAACAAAUUAGCAAAUUAAAUGAAUUUGGAUAUACAGAAGAUAUUUAAAAAAAGAUAACUUUAAGGAACCACAGAAAGAGGGGGAAGGAAGUCAAGUUUUGAAAUGUUAAAAUUAUUGUAAAAUUAAGGAAAUGUGUAAAUCUGAAAAGUAUAAACAAAACUAAAAAACCAAAACAACUAGAGUUGCAUGGGAUUCUGCCAGAAGGAAUCUCGAGUAUGCCACACGAGCAACAUAUAAACUGGGUCUCUGUGAAAUGUAGAUGAUCAGCUUCCACUGCAAUAGCUUGUGUCUGAAGCAAUUUCUGAUGACAUGAAAACCCCAUUUGAUAUAAUGGCUGUUUCACACCAUUUGGUUUCCAAAGCAUAUUUGUGUCAUUUUUGCUACCACAACAAAAGGAUACAGCAACUACUCUUCUCAAUGGCAGCUUUACUUGUGCUCUUGUCUGGAAAAGUCAAGUGAUGCCUGAAAUUAGCACAUGGUCCAUCUAUUUCUCAUGUGACUCCACCCUUGAUAAUUAUAUAUUUAAAUCACUUGCAGCUGGCCUGUUGCUGUUUUCACUCCCCAGGAUGGCUUACACUGAGGCAAUAAAAUCAAUGAUACCUCAAAGCACAAUGUAAAACAAUUUGUAACAAUCAAAGGAGUAGAGCAAUAGAAGUGCUUAACAUUUUAGCAGAGCUUAAAAUGGGGUUAAGAUAGUUAAAAAGCUCAAAUGAAUAAAAGGAAUCACAAGGAAGUGUCCCAUAGAUGAGGUGCUGCAACUGAAAAGGCCUUUACUCUGGUCACCACCCAUCUAACCUGUGAAGAUAAUGGCAUAUGGAAAGGGUUUCUGUGAGUUGAGGCAAUUAUUCAGCAGCCUGGAUCCCAAACUGUGUAGGGUUUUAAUGGUUUAGACUGGCACAAUGAAUUGUGCAUAGAAAUGGAUUGGCACUUAAUGUGUCUAUUUUGUUAGUUCUUAGCUAACCACACUUGUCUGGGAAUUCCAGUGAAAUUGAUAUGACUCGCAUACAUGCAAAUAGGUGACAUCCAAAAAUGUCUACUCACUUGCUUCAGGUUUCUCUACUCCCCCCUUGAAUCCCCCAUGUCCCCCCCCCCCAUAUUUUUAUGGAAGGUCUCCCAACUCUCUGUGUUAAGUUGUGGGUGAACAUAUCAGACGACACAGCGAUUCUUCAAACAGCUCUUGUUUAUUCACAGGCCAGGCCAGAACAGAACCUAAGGGUUCAGCCAGCCUGCUUAUAUAGAGCUCCACUACAACACAACAGUAACAACUUUCUGUAACUAUCCAAUCACUGAAAGUCACUUUCAAUUCCUUAUUUGCAUAUGUGGACCUGAGUGAAAACUACUACAGUUUCCCCCUGCUGGCCCAGGGUGAGAACUUCAGUACAUAACACUCUGGAUCAGAUUUUGGGGAUGUGCAGUGGGCUGCAGGGAGAGAAGAGGAAGCAGAAGCCCUGCUGCCUGAAAGGACACCUGCUUAUGCUACACUGGAUCUCACCCAAUGUGUGUAGUAUUGGAAUGACAGGACCUGAUUCCUGAUUUUUCAAAUAUUAAAAAUAACAUCUUUUCCUCAAUUUGAUAUUGUUUUGCAUCCAGUAGUUACAAACUUAUGAAAGCUACAUACAGCAGUGUGCCACAUAUCAUGUUCAAGCAGCCACUGUCAAUCUUUUGGGCAGGUGCAUUAGGUGACUCAUUUCAAGGUAUGAGAGACUGCCGCGUAUGCAAGUUCUCAAAUAAAGCCAUUCUCUCCUCCUUGUGUUUUGGUGCUUUAGUCUUGUGUUUUGGUGUUUUAGUGGACAAUAGGGCGGGACUGCAGGGCUUACUCUAUGCUUUAUUGGAACCCAUGAGUUCCUUCCACUCUUGUCCGUGAACCACACACGAAUCCCUACUACCUGUGCAACAUGCAUAGUAUGCAUGAUAUAGCUUGGGCACUGAUUUUUUUUUCUUCAUUUUAGCCUCGUAAAUAUCUACUCCAGCCUUCCCCAACCUAGUGCCUUUUAGAUAUUUUGGAAUACAACUCCCAUCAGCGCCAGAUAGCACAGCACAAAACAUUUGUAGGGGAGCAGUUUGGGGAAGACCUAUCUAUUCACUAUAUCCUUUAGAGAAGUGUAGAGAAGUGUCUGGAACUGUGAUUAGAAAAUGAUUUCUGUGUGUAAAAUGAUUGAUUGAUUGAUUGAUUGAUUGAUUUGAGUAGUUCUGCUAUGCUAUUUUCAGUGCCUUUUAAGAUCAAGAUGUCAGAGCCACAACUCACUGUGAAUAUCUCCCAUUCAGGCUCCAUUUCAAUGAGCUUUGCACAGGAGAAUGUCGUGAUGGAUUGAUUUCCAAAUGCUUCAUUCACAGUGCUUUGGCAAAAUUCAUCCUUGUUCCUAAAAUGGUUUUACCAAAUUAGCGAUGUCUUGGUUUAGUAGCAUUACUCAUCCACACUGCUAGCAAGCCUGUAAUCCUAUGUGUGCUUUCCUGGGAGUAAGUGCCUUUGAAACUAAUGGGACAUAUAUACAUAGAUUUGUACUGCACAGUAUUUUAGGUCAAUGUUUAACCAUUUGGAUUAAUAGUUAAUAGCUGUGAUUCAAGAUUGUUGGAUACUUCUUGUGCAAAAUACUUUGCUACUCUUAGAGAGAGAGAGAGAAAUUUCAAUGAUGUGCAUACACAGACAACAGACAAUGCAUAAUUUACAGUGCGAGCUCUACCGUUUCAAGCUCAGACUUCACUGUAUUUAAGCAGACUUGAUCUGAAUGUACUUUGUGAGGUGAGUGGCCUUAACACCUCUCAACUUUCCUAUGGGCAAAUGUCUGCCCGAACAGGAUUUGUCUGAGAUUUCUGGCACAUCUAGCUCUUGGCCAUCUCUAAAGUAUCACAACAGUAGACUAAAUUGUGCCAGGUACCGGUAAUCGUUAAAUCCCUGGUCAUAAGCUCUAAGCAGGAAGUGAAGGGAUGGAGAAUAAAAAAAAUGAAACACAACACAAUACUAAUUAGAUGUAGAACUGCAUGAAUAAAUGUUGUUUUGAAUUUGCUUGCAGUUCUGCACAAAGUUGGGCUAAUUUUUAGUUAACCUUUAGCACAAUCACCUAUCCCUGCUACUCACUAAGCUUCUUUGCUCUAUGAUGUUCCAGAAAACAACAGAAGGAGAAAAUGUGCAUUUUCUUCCUUUUCAGACUCCAGCUCAGCCUUCACCAACCUGGUACCCUCUAGAUAUCUUGGUCUACAACCCCCAUCAGCCCCAGCCAUAUGCUGCUGGAGCUAGGGGGAGCAGAGCCAUGCUGAAGGAGCUGGAGGGCACCAGGUUGGUGGUGAAGGUUGCUGUAGCUAUUGAGUAUAUGGGGAGACAGCAACAUCAGUUACUUUAAUCCUUAAUAUAAUGGAUAAACCCCUUUUCUGGAGGCAGCAUUUUCUCUAUUGGUCCUAGACUGAACUAGCACCGGAUGUUCACUCCAAAAUUUCCCACAGUGGCAGCCUAAAGUUGUUCAAGCAGCUGCAACGUUUCUAUUAAUAAGUCACGAUUAUAUCCAAGAGGCACAACAGUAGCAAAUAUACUUCGCCUCCUUCCUUCAUCUCAAACUUUGUUGUAGAAAAGACCCCAAUCUAGAACAUCAGUUUUCUCAUAAAAAUCAUGCCCUGCUUGGAUGCCAUUGGCCGAAGGUGCUGUUUGCAGUAAACAGUACUUCUGGGGUUGAACAAGCCAGGAGUGAGUUGUUUUCAGCAGAAAACCCAACUCAGAUUAUUGGGACCAUGUCAGGGACGCAUGGCUCCUUUUUUCUCGAAACGAAAAAUGGCCAGAUUAAGCACACUUGUUUAAAUACAUGGCUUAUGUCAUGUGCAGUUUGGGCCUUAAAACCAUCUCUAGUUUUAGUGCUUCCAUAGUCUCAUUAACCUAUUGCCAUGGGGAUUCCUAUUUCACUUGGGAAUUGUAAUUCUUAUUGCAUAUUUGAAGGGAAACUUUUGUUUGAAUUCAUGGUUGCAGAGUUAUUUAUGUCAGAUCCCUGCAGUUCACAAUAACAUACAUGACUACGCAGCUCGAGGCUUGUGCAGAAUAAAAGAAUCUUAAGAACUUGAGAUACCCUGCAGAAAAGAGAUGGUUUUUCAGAGAAAAAGCGGCCUGACAUUUUCCUUUUACUGCCUGCUGCCUAAUGAGCUUUUGAAGAUAAUGAUCUGCUCAGUCACCACAGGUUCUGUAAAGUUCCUAGCUCACAUUUAGAACAUUUAGAACAUAAUAUCAAAAGGGGCCGCAAAAAAAUGCCAUAGGUCUGCAUUGCAUUUUCAGUUCAAAGUGACUGCAGUGCUACCAUGUAAGAUCAUCCUGUGUAAAUAAACAGGAUGAUAUCUUAUUGGACAUCCAACCUGGCAGCCUGUACCAUUUCCAUGGUGUAUCUGGAGGAGACAAUCAUGGGAAAUAGUCUAUUUUGUAAAGAAAUUUCUCAGUGCAAAAGCUUUUGCUUAUUUGUGAGCGAGGCAAGCACUAAUUUGUUAUCUGUCACCUGUCUGGAAUGCAUUCCUACAACCUACUACAGUGGUACCUCGGGUUACAGACACUUCAGGUUACAGACUCUGCUAACCCAGAAAUAGUACCUCGGGUUAAGAACUUUACCUCAGGAUGAGAACAGAAAACGUGCGGCGGCAGCGGGAGGCCCUAUUAGCAAAAGUGGUACCUCAGGUUAAGAACAGUUUCAGGUUAAGAACGGACCUCCAGAACGAAUUAAGUUCUUAACCUGAGGUAACACUGUACACUUAAAUAUCUCUCUUACUCCUAAUCCACUACUGUUCAGUCCACUGUUCUUUCUCUGCAUCAGUCUCCACUAAUGUGGUUCCCUCCAGAUAUUCUGGACUACCUCUCCCAGCCAACCUGGCCAAUGCUCAGGGAUGAUGGGUGCUGUAGUCUAACAACAUUAGUAAGCCCAAAGGUUUAGCACUCCUGCUCUAAGCAUUGCCUUCCCAUGUCCUGCUGUUUGAUGCUCACAAGCAGGUUGAUCUGGUGGCCAGGAUCAGCAUGGCAGUUCCUUUUCUUGGAGGUGACUGGAGUGUGCAUGUCUGCGCCAGAUGGUUAUUCAAUUUCUAUGCCGCUUAAUAUAAUAAUAAUAAUAAUAAUAAUAAUAAUAAUAAUAAUAAUAAUUUAUUUAUAUCCGUCCCUCCCCAGCCAAAGCCAUGCUCAGAGCGGCUAACAACAAUAAAAGUAACACAAAAUUAAGCAACAACUGUCAACUUAAAUAAAACAUCACAAAAAUACAGAGUUACACAUUAAAAUGUUACGUUAAUACACAGUUAUUAAUACAUAAAAAUCAAUAUAUAUCACCUGGCUCCUGGGAGAUUGUGGCCCCGAAAGAUGCACACUUUUUGGGGUUGUGCUCUCGUGCGAGUGAUGUGACUCAUAGUGGACCGCAGCCCUGAAAGACGCACACCCCGGUUUUUCUUUGGAGUGUGUUGGAGGAUAUGUUCCUGCUUCCAGGCUUCUCAUGGGCAUCUGGGUGGACACUGUGAGUGCUGGAUUAAACGGGCCUUUGGCCCAAUCCUGCUGGCAUCUUUUUAUGUUCUUGGAAUAAUCUCAUUCCCUGGCCGGCACUUGUGAUCCUGAUGCAACCCUUUGGCUGUGACUUGCCUGGCUUUAGAAGUGUAUUGAGGUUUGGGUUAUUCUAUGCUACGUUAUUAAUGGAAGUAUUUGAAAAUCCAGAUUUCUGAGCAAUAUAUGAAGAAGCAAUGUUUUAGUUCCAUUUGUCGUGUCAUGGCAUGAGAUUAAGUUCUGAGCCACAGAAACACAGCCAGGUGCCUUAUAGAGAGUCAGACCAUUGGUUCAUCUACCUUAAUACUGUCUAUUCUGACUGGCAGUGGCACGCCAGGGAGUCAUUCUCAGUUUUACCUGGAGAUGACAGGGAGUGAAUCUGGGACUUUAUGCAAGCAAAGCAGAUUCUCUACCCCUGAGCCAAACCCUCUCCCUAAAUUAGAUUGCAGUCUUUCCCUAGAAAAGAUGCAGAUUAAACAGAAACCGAUAAGAAAGGUUCUACAGAAGUUGUAAUAUUCUGCAUUUAAAAAAACAUGCUGGGUAGUGUAUGAAAGCCGUGGACUUCUGUAAGAAUAGAUAUUUUUAAAGGACUUGGUUUCCCACUAGGGGGAGCGUUGCAUAUGUUGCUCACAUAGGAGAAACGGGAACUGUUCAGAUUUUCUGAGACUUUAUAUGGAGCUUUUAAAAUCUUCACUGACUGUCUUCAAUUAACUUUCCAAAGAAGGAAGUCUCCAAGGCCCUAUCUUGAAGUUUAAAAGGCUUGGGCUUGCUUUUGCUCCCAUUUAAAUUCCUGUCAAAGUUCUCAUUGAGUUCAAUGAGAUUUAAAAAGGGUCCUUUUUGUUUCCAUAGCAAUAAGCUUAAAAAGAGAAACAAUAUUAUUUUCUUCCAAGUAUUUUAUCCAGCGUUGCCAUGGUGCCUAACUGCUAGACAUUAAAGUGGGCAUCACUUUAAAAUGUUUUGAAAUGGGAAAAAGUUUACAUAGAAAAUUAUUUUAUAGUCUACAAAGCAUCAACCAGUCUUUUUUUACGUUAAGAUAGUUCUCACACAGAACUGUGAUAAAGGUAAAUGAAUUUAGAUUUGUGGCUGAUCUAGAAAAUAAUUCUGUGGAUUCUGGCGUUCGUCACACUUACGUAUUCUUAAUUAGAAUUUUCUAUUUAAUCUCCGUAACUUUGAAACUGGCAUUAUUAUUAUUUUAGAAAAAUCUGCUGAUUUUAUUCAUUUUUAAGCACUGAAGCAUACAGUUGCACAGUUUGCAUCUGAUUUUAUGUGUGUUGUGUUCUUCUCUGUUGUGAAAUUAGUUGUGCAGUGCAAAUUUAUUUAAAUUUCAUUAUUAAUAAUAACAUUGUGUGAAGCAAACAGUAAACAAGAUGAAAAGACUCCAUACUUUUAAAGCACAUUUAAAGCACAAACAGUAAGAAAGAUGGAAAGGUUGGAAGAAAUAGGAGAUUCACUCAGAAGCUGUAGCAAAAAGUAUCAAAAAGAACUUCCGCUUGUUUCUAAAGAACUAUUUCCCAGUGGCAAAAGACAUCAGCUUUCUGCCUUGUCAUGCAUACCCAAGUCACACUAAUUUUGUUGACAACAUAACCAGGUACUGGCAAGGCGAAUAGAUGGUUAACUUGUGUGGAAUGUGGGUAGCAUUUCUACCGCAAUGAGUGGUAUGCCCUGGAAGCAAGGAAACUUUUGGGAGAAAUGGCAAUCUCUCUUUCUCAUUUCACAAUCCUGUUUCAUUCCUAACCCACAUCUAUAUUUUUCUUCUUAACUACAGAAGGAUGAAAGACUACAGGAUGCCCUGCUUGGCGACAAUGAAUAUCUACAAAAAUUAAGUAUUUUCACAAAGUGCUGGGUUGAGCAACAAGGUAAGCCAUUUAGCUGUCUGAAGAGUGAUUUUCCAGCUCUGUAAUCCUUCCUAUUGUAUUUCAGUUUGAUGUCGGAGCUAGAGACAUCAAAUCUGUAAUGUCAAAUGACACCCUCCCACCUUUUCCUCUCAUACACCCCCCUCCCAGCUCAGGCAGUGGCAGGCCUCUCUGGUGUUUUUAUUUAUUAUUGCAGAAAGAUUUUGCAACCCAACCUGUCUCUGCAACCCUUAGCUGAGUGGAAAGUACCUUAAACUCGACGUCACUAACUUGAAAAGGCAUUAUCUUUUUUGAAGCAGCAAUAAUCAAUUUGAAGCGUCUGGGGGCUGGCUUGGUGAGAGCAACGGUGGCGGUUGAGGAGGAGGGGCAAAAUGCUCGAGGGGUAGGGGAAAAAAAAACCUGGAUGAAAAGGCAUGCUGUUUCAUGGAUGUCUUCCAGAAUUGUGACACACUGUGCGUGUGUGUGUGUGAAGGGAGGGCGGGAGGGAGAGUGAGCGUGUGUGUGUGAGAGAGAAAGGGUGAGAAUGAUCACCAUGACAACUGACCCAGCCAGUCUGUGUACUCUCCCUGCAAUCAUUUUGGCCGAGAUCUGUGCUGUGAAAGGUCAUGAGAAGGAGCUGUGGGAAGCACAGCAGGUAUUAGACUCUGAACGUCGCUCGUUUGUCCAGUGCCUCAGCUAAUAGGGCAAAGCUUUUUUUCUGGUCUGGGAAAUACAAAAAUCGAGAAUGGCGUGGAAGGGGAAGUGCUGCAAGUGUCAGGUAAUGAAAACUUUCCCCUCUUUUUUUUUUGUCUCUGCCUCUUUCUCUUUCUCUCCCUCCCUCCCUCUCUUUUAAUUUUCCUUUUCGUUUCUGGAGCUGCAUGUCAGCGUAUGUUUGGAAUCCCAUUCUCCGAGGAGUGAUGUCAUGCCCUAGCAGUUGGGUUUUGUUAAGCAAAGAGGGAGGAAAUGGUGAAUUUCACCCCACCGCCCGCCCUGAAGAAUAGAUCUUUUUGCCUGUGAAAAGUUGUUGAAUUUUGUACUAGGACUACUACUUUCUCUCUGUGUGAAGUAUUCCAACAUGAGAGAGAGAGAGACUUUCAGGAAAGUUUCUCGAGACCCGCAAAUGGCAGUCGGGUCCACAUCCACCGCAAUGAUGGUGAUUACAUUGAAGGUAAUUCUUUUAUUUUGCUGUUUGGGUUCUUGGCUUCUGAGUGGCUGCUUAAUUUUUCCUGGUGAUGGAUCUGCCUACAUGCACUUAAAUGAAGAAAUAGAUGGAGCAAAAGAAAUCAAGUCUGGGCUUGGGAUUUAAACAAUUAAAAGGAAGGAAGGUUGCCUUAAGACUGCGGCUGCUUUGCUAGCGAGUUCACUUCUCCAGCAGUGUGAGAUUCAGCAGCACCACUCAACUUAGGAGAGGCAUUUUUUUAAAUAUCAACUUGUUGCAGGAGAAGUUGCAUUGUAUGCAUGUUGCAGAUAUAGGGUUUUAAAUAAAGGUGGUUAAAUAGAAACAAUGGUUAAACAUUGUUAAGGAAACUAUGCUGUUUUAAAUGUGCAUUCCAGAAAAAUCAAGUAAAGUUUCUUUAUUAUUUAUCAAACCUGCUCUGGUCUUUUUAAUGAGGGCACUUCCUUUGAAUUCUUGGUUAUUUCUGGGCUCCGUGCAUUUAAAACACCUUUUAUGGUAAAUUCCAACUGGGUGCAGAUGUAGGCAGAGGCAAAAACAAAACAAAACCCACAACCCUCCCCCCAAAAACAUUUCAUUUUAGAUGUGCAAGUAAAGGCUUCAAUGAAAUGCCUCAAACUGUGCUUUAUAACUGGUGCCUUUGGUGGAAAAUAUUUUAAUGCCUGUCUAAUAAAAUCAAGUGUUGUGAAAACUCAGCUAAUACAUGACCAAAAUAUACUGGAUUGAUGAUGAGAAUCAGAGAGUUUUACUACUAUUCAUUCUAGGGAGUUCAGCUAAGGUCAGGAUCCCAGUGUUCAGCUUCUAGACAGUGUAUAAAAAUGACCACUAGAAGGGCCUUAGCUAGUUACAGAACAUCUGCAGAAGGUUCUUGUCUGAAACCUUGGAGAGAGACACUGUCUGUGUAGACAACACUGAGCUAGAUAGACCAAUGAUCUGAAUCAGUAUAAGAUACUUUCUUGCGUUCCUCUGACCUAUUCCCCGGAUUUCUUCUCUUCUGCAAUUUCUCUUGGGAAGUAUGAACUUUCUGUCAGUGAAACACUGAAAGGGUUGGAUCCCUGGUCUACUAAGCCCUUCCCCUUUUACAUUUGCAGAGGUGGGUCAUUGAAAAUAUCAAGUUAAUCCAAAUGUAAUACAUUCAGCAGUCAACAUCCAGCAGGAUAGGCAGAAACAUGCUGGUUUCAGGCUGCAAAUGUUCCAUAUACAGAAUGUGGGGCCGGGGUGAAUUUUUGAUAACUGAAGCUCUGAUAAUAUGGAAUUUGGGUGGGUUAGUCAGGGUAUAGGACAGUAUUGCUGGAGGUCAAAUGAUAAAUCCUGUUCACAGAUUUUAGGGUCUGCUCACUAGGAUGUCUUCUAUGGAUCUCAGGCCUUUGUUAGCCACGGUUGCAGUUUUUGACUGGGAGACUAGGUCACAAGCUUUUAGCUCUCUUCCCGAGUUUCUCAAACAGAGUGUCUUUUGUGUUCCAUUACACAAUGAAAGACACUUCUGAUUGGCUUCAGUGCGCCUGCUAGCAUGGUUCAGACAUGCUGCUGAUGGCUUGUUUCCUCUUUGUGCUGGGUAUGACUACAAGAAGGAAAACAUGGACAGAGUGAAAAUAACAAAGAUACUGCAGAAGAAGGAUAGUAUUUGUCUCCCGCUUUUUCCUUUUUUUAAAUUACAGCUAUUCCCUGCAUGCUUUAAAACAUCUUUCAGGAAAGUUAAGAACAAAACCUCAGGUUUCCUUAUCGGAUCAGUCCAGAGUUAAAUUCAGGAGACAGGAACAAAGUGUUACCAUAUGUAAUUGCGCUGUGAUAUUUACACAGUAGUUUAUCAUUGCCUAGGGUAAGGCUGUGUCCUGUUGCACUACAUUUAGUUAUUUUCUCCUCAAAGAUAAAUAGCUUCUUUUUCUCUUCAAAAAUAUAAAAUCAGAGCUUUAAUUAACUGAUACUGCAGGUUUUGAUGUCAGUGUUUGGGAGUUGUAGGCUGCAUGACAAGGAAGAGCAAGGAAAUAAAAGUCUUCCUCAUGAGGUGGAAAUGCCCCACAAUCACUUCCUUUUUAGUCUAAUCUUGAAAAUGUAUAGAUUUAGCGCCACACUCAAACUCCUAUCAAUAUUUUCUAAUGCUUGUGACACGGUACCCCCAGGAGGGUUUCUUUACAGUGAGGAAACAUUGUUAAAUGUGGCUGGUCAUAAUCUUUUGACUGCCCAAAUUGAAAACCCGACUACUCCUGCCUCUUUCAUUGUUCUGAUCCUUCAGCUCUUUAGUAGUGAUGGGGAUGCAGCCUUCCAGAUACUGCUGCCUACAUAUUGUUCUCAUAUGAGAGCAUUUUGGAAGUGUCAGCCCGGGUUGCUUGUUUUUGGGGGGCAGGGGAUCAUGAGUGAUGUAUAUAUGCUUAAUGUGUACAUGCAUAUUGUAUGACGACACAAGAUUUCAACACAACCCUUAUCUUCCCUGCUGGCAUUUGCAGUGCUGACUAUAGAUGACAAAAUUAUUAUUGUUGGCCCCUGUCUGUUUCAAGAGACAGUGUGCCUCCGGGGGUGAAGUAGAGGUAGAUGUAGGGGUACAGGAUUUUGGUCACACUGGGUGCGGAGGCUUGGGGGCACCACGGGGGUUGUGGCAACUAUGGUGUAGAAUGGAAGUUGAGAGGCAGAGGGAUGCCUAAUUUUGGCAUCUCGCAGAGUGUUGCUGAAACUUGAGACCCAAGUUCUGCCACUGGGGGAAGUCAAACCACUGUGUUAGCAGCAUCAAAGUGACCUCCCCAGGGCACAAGCCCAGGCAGCUGUCCAUAGGACAAGACCACUCCCCUCUUGGCCUUCCUGAUGUGGUCUAAAGGAAAGCAGAGCAUUAUGUUUGGCACCAGCUGGGCUGCAGGGGUUGCUUGAAGGAGGCGUAAAAUUAUGGGGUAGCAUGUUUUGGAUAGCUUUCCUAAUUUAGACUGUGUAGUUGGGGUGUCUGACAUAUCUUUUCAUUAAAGUUCUAUAACCAUACAGAAUUUUUUUUACUGUAUUAAACUAGAAUAAGCAUGGAAGAUGGAAAUCAAUCAAUCAAUAAACAAAGGCCACCAAUGUAGACAGGAUGCUGGUGGAGCAGGCUGGAACUGAAUUGCUAAGAAAAUUGGUUUUUGUUGGACUCCACAGGUGCACUGCCAUUUACUCAUAAAGGAGCCAAUUGACACCAAUAUUAAGGUUUCAUUGGUUGAUGAUCCAAUGCAGAAUUAGCCUUACUUAAAAAAUCCACUGAAACCUGUAAGCUAAGGUCCACAGUGCAACAAACUACAUCAGAUGCAAGGAUGCAGUUGUUUGUGUCUGCUUUUGAGUCAUCCAAAUUUGUUUUACGAAAUGCUUUCCCUCAGUUUUUGGCAUGAUUUACCUCCUUUACUCCUUGUCUGUCUUUGUUAUGUGUAGUUUGUAUAAUCACAGACUGUAUGAUUGUAGUCCAUGGAUUAGCCUCUUAAAGAUGUUUAGGUAUGGAAAAUCCUUCCUCAGUGCAGUGGUUUGGACUGGACAUCCUAUCUAUUUAUGUGAUUUUCUGUUUGAGGGAAUAGUAUUUCCUGCAUUGGAUUUCUUGCAGUUCCCACAGCUUAUCUAGGAAAAUAGCACGAAGCAGAAUUUUAAUAUUUCUUCAAUAUAAUUUCCAUAUGCCCAUUCAAAGUGAGCUCAUACUAAAUGCAGUUUACAUCUGUAUGUAUAACCUUACCAGUGGGAAAUCGAAACCACUACUAAAUCAUAAUAUUUUUUACAGCCACAUCAAAAAUAAAAAUGUACCUGUUAGGUAAUGUACAGACACCCACUUUGUAAAUAAAAGUAAAAUGUGAGUAGAUCCAGGCCUUGUACUAUAGAUUCACUGUCUAGGAAUUAAAUAGCAUUUGACUCAAGUGCAGUGAGUCAUAUCACUGUCUCAUUUUUAUAUACAAAACAAGUAAUUAAAAUGAAAUGUUGCAACUUAACAGGUAGAAUUCCCCCCCCCCUUUUUGUAUGGUGGUGGUGGUGGUGCAUGUACAGUGGAACCUUGGGUUAUGUACCAUCCUCCUUAUGAACGCUUGAGGUAAUGAGCUCCGCUAACCCGGAAGUAGAUGCUCCUGGUUGUGAACUUUGCCCCGAGAUGCGAGCAGAAGCCGUGUGCCGACGGUGCGGUGGUAGCAGGAGGCCCCAUUAGUGAAAGUGCACCUCAGGUUAAGAACGGUUUCGGGUUAAGAAUGGACCUCUGGAAUGAAUUGUUUGUAACCGGAGGUACCACUGUAUGUAUCACUAGUAUUUAAGAACAGAGACUAUAAUUCCAAGCAUUCUUGCUUAGAAGUAAGUUCCACAGAGAUAAGUUCGACUUACUCUUGAGUAACUAUUGUUGGAUUGGAUUGUAUGCUGGAGCAUGAAGGUUCAAGUAGAGGUUUGCUGGCUGUUUCUGAGGAGCGAGUAAAAGGAGCGCUGGCCUUCACCUUCCCUACUGUGACUAGCUUUGCCAGGAGUGGGAAGCUAUUUUCAUCCCAAGGGCCACUUUUCCUCAUGAUCAACCUCCUGGGAACCAGAGGUGGGCGGAGCCAAAGGCAAAAGUGGGAAAACAAUAGAUGCACCUUUGUGCAGUGAGCUACAUUCCCGCUACAUUCCAGUCAUAUAAAACACAGAGCUUUCCACACACACUCCAUCUCUCCAUCCACAGUUCGGGGGCAGAUUCCAGCCAGGCAAAAGCAUAGGGGUAGGACUGGGGACUGAUGUAGCUUGGAAGGGAAGCCUGUAUUGGGCAGAGAACCCUGCGUUUGGACUGCAUCUGGCCCCUAGGCUUCAGGUUCCUCACCUCUGAGCCAACAAGAGUACAUUAAGCAGGGGGUUACCCAAAGUUCUUUCCUCCCCUUAUUGUUUAAAAGGCCAUGUUCAAUGGCAGAAUUGUUGCACUCUUUGGGUUGGGCAAACAAAGUAGUUGAACAUUUGUAGGUGCCUCCUGGUCCAGACUGAAGCUAUAGGAACAUACAUAGUGUCAAGAGCAAACCAGGGCUCAUGUAACAAGUCCAUCCUAGUGGGAGAAUGGGUACUUCGAAAUUAAGGUGUAUGGGAGAGAGUGUAAAGGAGACUCCUCUUUGUCAGCAAUCCUGGUCAGCCACCACUUUUCCAUACACAAGGAGCAGUAUUAGCAGGAAUCCCUUGCCUCUCUGUAGCUUUUGCCUUGUUCCUUUGGUGAACUUGUGACACCGUUUGCUGCGAUAGAAAGCAGGCUUUUGGAACAGGCACCGAACAGAGCCAGGCCUGGCAUUUUUCUCACACAUUUGCUACAAAUUACCUGUAGGUCUCCUGCAUGGAUUUUAAACAUUUUAAUAUUUUCUUAAAAUGGAGGAUUUAAAUUAAAGGCAAAUCCUAGUGCACUGGAAACUGAAGAGCUAGUAAGUUUGGCUGUCACUAGCUACGGAGCAUGCCAGCAGGUUGUAAAAUGUCCUAUUUAAUGAGUAUUAUAAAUGAAUGUUGGCUGUGGCCGUGGUUGUCACCCAGGUAGUUGUAAGAGAACCUGGUUGGUGGUGGCACCGGCGAGGCGUUUGGCAGUUUUGCAACAGGUCAGCUUGGGUAGUAAUUUGCACAAAGAGAUUUUGCUUAACAGAAAAAGCCACUGUUGUCCUCUCACAGCAUCAAGAAUGCAGCUUACACCCCCGUCUUCCCCAAGUCCCUAAAACAGAUAUUUACAAGAGUGAUCUGGGGCACAUUUGUGGAUGAGGGAGCUUUGUGGAGGGUGCUGCACCAACUUUCAAGAAAAAGGGAAGCCUGCAGAUUCGGACUACUUGUCUUGUGGUAUGCUUUGGAGCUUAGUUGCUCUGAACUUGAGCUUUUGUACUUUCUAUUACUAUGGAUUAAUGCUUAGAGCAAACACCAAUGGCUCCUUCCAUUCAUGCUCAUAAGAUGGCACAAACAACUAGAAAAUGUUAAGUGGGGCCCACAGUGGAGACCUAUUAUAUUUUUUCAGACAUGUAACGCUCUUGUUUGAAUCACUUCACAGGCACCUGAGCAGGCGUGAUUUGGAGAACUAUACACUGAAAAUGAUCCACUUGGUAUAUUGCAAAAUAGCCUUAAGGUUACCUUUUCUUUUAGGGGAUUCUCUUAAACUCUUAGAAACAGUGGCAUAUUUCAGCAAAGUAAACAUACAAGACAUGUACUAACAGCUGUUUCCUUAACGUGCUUCUAUAUGGACACCCAAUCAGAUUGUAAAUAGUGUCAGUUCCCACCUGUGUUCGGAUAGCGUUGCUUCUGCUACAGGUUUCAACAGGAGGAAUAGAAAAGCCAUGUGUAUUUAUCCAAAAAACCCUCUAGAUGUGCCAUCUAUCCUUAAGAUCCACGCAGAGAGAUGUAUUACUGCCUGGAAAAUAGUUUCCAUAUUCCAUUAUUUAGUUAUCAGACACUUCUUUGUCACUAUGAACCAUGCUCAUUCAUGUGUGCAUAUAUAUAAGAUAUCCUACCAAGCUGGACUAUUAUUACAGUGAUUGACCUUGGCCGGAUCCUGGGCAUCUCUCAUUACUUGAUGGCUAUAUACUAUAUGAUGCCUUAGAACACCAGUCCGUGGGGAACAAGAGGCUAUUGUUAAAGUCUUGUUUGUACUCAGAAGCAUCUGGUUGGCCACUGUAGGAAGCAGGAUGCUGAAACAGGUACGUUUUUGGACUGAUCCUGCAGAACUCUUCUUAUGUUCAGGGAUACCUGUCUCCCACUCUCGUUACAUUUUAUGUGCUCUCCAUAGCAAACACCAGUGGAAUAUGGGUAUUUACCAGCUCUGCUGCCAUUAGAAUCAAAUUAAAGCAGCCUCUUGAUAGUCUGAAGGAAUUCCUUCAUUCAGGAUGCCCUGCUGCUGCUGCUCCCACUACCUGCAGUUACGAUCACAGUAGCAAAUGUGCCAGUUUGAAGUAUAUAUUCUAUGGCUUUCAAGUGCUUCAGUGUAUAUAUUAUUAUUAUUAUUAUUAUUAUUAUUAUUAUUACAACUACUACUACUACUAUUUAUUUAUUGCAUUUAUAUUCCACCUUUUUCUCUAAUGAGCUCAAGGUGGUGUACAUGGCUGUCCUCCUUCUCAUUUAUUCUCCAUAACAACCCUGUGAGGUAGACUAGGCUGAGAGGCAGUGUCUGGCCCAAGGCCACCUAGGUAGUUUUGUAGCUGAGUGAAGAUUUGAACCCUGGUCUGCCAGAUCCUAGUUCAACACUCUAACCACCACACCAUCUUGCCUCUCAUUUAUUAACCAUCCUUCACCAGCUGGUCCCAGGACGGCUGGCAGCAUUUUAAAAUUCAGUAUUAAAAACAGCAAAAGCAAAUUACAAUCACAAGAAUAGGGCGGGAUCUUGAAAACACACAACUCAGGUGUCAGAGGCCAGGUUAAAGAGUAUAGGGCAGUUUUCAGCUAGCCUGCAGCUAAUACAGAACCCACCUGUAGACCUGUGCAUAUACAGUCACUGCUGCUCUCAUUUCUGGCCUUCGCCCUAUGCUCACUUAUGAGAGCCUCUGAAAGAAUCAAAGACAGAAUGCAGCUGUGUGGAUCUUUCCCACAGUUUGUUAGAGGAGAUGUCUGUUUUAUUCCAGCGAAACAUCUAUUCUUGAGAAUGAGAGCUUUUUCUGAAACAAAAGUGGAUAAAGACAUUAAGCUUUGGCUCAGUGACAUUGGAACUCCUUUCAGGGCUUACAGCUUUCUGAUUUGGGGCUAUAAUCCUGCACACAUUGAUUUGGAAGAAAGUGCCAUGGAAGGCAACAGGAUUUGCUUCUGAGUAAACAUGCAUAGGAUUAGGCUAUACAGUUAAUUGGCUUCUAUAUAUGUAAAAACAAAACCAGAAAUAUCUCUCCUGCUUCCUACUGUAUCUACCUAUUUGGCUGCAUGUGCAGAAUUGGAUGUUUCCAAAUGCUGCGCUUGUUAAUGUUGUUGUCCACAUUUUAAAAACACUCUUCGUCUGUUUGGAUCCCAGGGUGGUUUACAAAACAACCAAAUAGAUAUACACAUAUGACAAAGCUCCAGAUCCCCUGAUGAAAUCCUCCAGUUACUUCAUGCUAAAAUUAAAAAAAAGCACGUGAAACAAUAUGGAACACUGCGAGACCCCACAGUACAUGUACCAAGUUCCUGAGCUACUCCCAGUGCUACUUGAUGGUAGUGCAGGAGAAGACAGGAGUGAAACCACUGUAGCACAGAGUUCCCCAGCUCCCAAUCUGCAGAACUGCUCCUGGAAGAUACCAUGGUCAAUGGCAUCAAAAGCCGCUGAGAGGUCUAGAAAAAUUAAGAGGGUUGCACUUCCCUCCACCCCCACCUCUCUCCUCCUAUGAGUUAUCAGAGUGACUAAACUUGUUUCAUUGCCAAAUCUCAGCCUGAAGCCAGAUUGAAAUGCGUCUAGAUAAUUCAUUUCCUUCCAGGCACAUCUGCUCCCGGCCAGUUACCACUCACUCACUUACCUUGCCCAAGAAUGGGAUAUUAGUGAUUGGGCAGUAGUUGUCAAAUACCUCCACAAUUUGACUUCUCCACAAGCUCUCAGACUGCUUGCCCGCUUCAAAUUUUUAAAACUUUGCUCACCAUUUCAAACUUACUCUGCCCUCCAUGAUGCUUGUACAACCAAAUGUCUGAAUAGCAGAUUUGACGUGAUUUGUGGUAUAUAUACCACUGCUGUAUGUGCAAAUCAGGGCAAUGAGAUAUUGAAGAUUAUUUCAGUAUGAUUACUGAUUCCUUGUCCCCAUCAGCCUUAUUCUGUUGCCUGGAAAAGGAGCUCACCCAGUUACUUUAAGCCAGCCUUUGGCAUUCUAGUACCCUGCAGUGGUUUGUUUCCCAUCAGCCCCAGCCAUCAGAGACUGACCUAGGCACUGGACUGAAGAGCAGGAACAGAGGAUGCUCUUCCUACAACUACGGCAUUUCCAUGCUGGGUCUCAGAGAUUGCUUCCAUGCUAUAGCCUGUGACGUUACCAUAUAUGAGAGAGUGCUGGAGGGGAAAUAGUUAAAUAGGUUGCACCGACAGGGCCCAGGGGGGUGGAGUCCGUGGGUCUAUAAAGGAGUUCUGAGAGGAGUUCUGGGAGUGAGUUUGUUGGGAGUUGUGGGUGGGUGGUUGGUUGGUUUGAGUGAGUGGGUUGGCUGGUUGGGAAAGGCAGUUGGUAAUAGAGGGACAGUUAGGGCAGUUGGUCCUUGAGUGUGGGGUGGUAGCAGAGAUAGAGAGAGGAACAUAAGACUAAGAAAGUAAAGAGGAACACUGUUUGGAAUGCUGUAAUAGUUUUGUUUUAAGUCUGAAAUAAAAUACACUCUUCUUUAUGAAUUGGAAAGCUGACUGAGACCGAAGUGAUUUUACCAGGGAGGACCUGGUUGGUGGCAGCGGAUUAGUGGUGUACGGGUCAAUAGUCCGUGAGACGACCGGGGGCUCCGUACUAACGCCACAUAGCCCUUUAACACUGCUGAUGUGUUGCUUUCCCAGAAUUAGCUGAGAAUCAAAUGGAGCUUCCACAUAGCACUUAAUAUAUCGCCAUGUUUUCCAGCAGUUGUCUUUCUCAUCGCCAAGGGCCCUCUGCAAUGUUUACUCACGAGCAAGUCCUGUUUGGUACUUUCCAAUGUUAUAAAAAAAAAAAAUAUUCUGACCAUUCUAUUGCCUUCUGUUGAGUCUGGCUGGGGGAUUAGUGACAAAUUGAACUUUAAUUGCCUUGUGAAUGGCCUUUCUUAAUUGUCUUUCUGGCGUAGCACCAAUAAUACCACAGCUCUGAAAAUUCUCCGGUUUGCUAAUGAACUUUCCCUUGAGACUUAUCAGAUUCCUGACCCUGAUUGAGUUGUGUCAAAUGGACCUGCACAUUCAACCUGAUGCUUUUGUCUUUGGACUCCAGAGUUUCCCUACACAGGGUUGUGUAUGUCCCUUAAAUCACCCUGAGCCUAAAGGCUGGGCAGAUGUCCUGAGCUUGCACAGAUGGACUCUUCCUUGUGGAUAGGACUAGUACGAAGUAAGAAGAGCCAGCCUAAUGUAACAACAGGCUUAUACUUCUUAUACUUUUAGGCAACACCAAGGCCACAGAUAAUAACAAUGUGAGACAAUAAAAAUAGAAGAUCAUUCGGGGAACAGAACCGCUAGUAACCUGUUCUAAUUUCUGGUUGCUAGUUUAUAAAAUCAGCACAUUCUUCUUCUUCACUCCCAUCUACUAAAAUACCACUCAGAGAAGUUAAUACAAACUUCAGUGCUGUGACUGGCCUUUCUUAUUUGCUACACUCUCCUGUUUGUUUUCUGCUAGAAUACAUUAAGAACUAUAACCCCUGCUGGUUUUAAUUUACUGCUAAUUGACUUGGAUGGGCAGUAGAAAACUAAUGCAAAUACUGUUAUGGGGUUGCACUGACAUUUCUUGGGGAUUUACAACCAUCUGGAAGAAACGGAUUUGUGGAAUUGAAGCCAAGGGCAUGCAAGAUCCUACACCAAAGGCCCUCAGUUCUUGAAAGCUUCAGUCUUCCUGAGCCAAGAGGAAGAGCUGUUGUUUAUAAUCCCUUUUAUAGGCUUGCCCAGAUUACCUGUUCAAAGUGUUCUCCUGUGAGCCUCUGCUCAAAGGGAAUUGUGCAAUAUCCAGUCCACAUAUAGAGCUCUUUCUUUUCUCCAGCUUUUAAAGGGCAAUGCACACACAAAACACAAUUGGGAAACACUCAUCCUCCACACAGGGCAUGCCAGGGAGUUGAAUCCGCUAAAUCUCAAGGAAAACUUGGAGAAUCCGCUAUCACUUCAGUUUAAAUCUCAUGGUCAAAUCUGAAGUAUGCUCAGUGUGUGUGUGUGUGUGUGUGUGUGUGUGUAAGAGUGAGAAAUUACCAGUUGGUCUCACCAUACUUUCUCUUCCAGUUAAUUAGUUGCAUCUCAAUUUUUGGAGAUUGAGCACUGGAUCAUGACAAAGUAUAUGCAUACAGAUAGCAGUUAUGCCACGCAUCAUAGUCACUGUGCAAUAGGUUCCAAUACAGUGGUACCUCGGGUUACAUACGCUUCAGGUUACAGACUCCGCUAACCCAGAAAUAGUACCUCGGGUUAAGAACUUUGCUUCAGGGUGAGAACAGAAAUUGUGCUCUGGCGGCACAGCAGCAGUGGGAGGCCCCUUUAUCUAAAGUGGUGCUUCAGGUUAAGAACAGUUUCAGGUUAAGAACGGACCUCCGGAACGAAUUAAGUACUUAACCCGAGGUAUCACUGUAAUUGACAUUCAGUCACAUUUCAAACAGCUUUCUGAAUCUCACAGCCUUGCUGCAAGGAGAAGUAAUUGAACUUCCUCAGCAAUUCCUCAGCAAUGCAAUUACUGUGGGGAAUGCAACAUAUUUGAAACAGAAGGUCAUGCAGUAGAGGUGCUUGAUAAAAUCUGCAUACAUAAAUGUCUUGUGAAUCUGUGGCUGCCAAAGCAUCAAGUGUCCCAAGUGAAAGAAGCUCCAGAUUCUACUUUUGGUGUCACCACAUCACUAGUAACUUGUUCUGAGAAACAUGUGGCAGACUACCUUAUAAAUAUAGUCUGUCCUUUGUGUGUGCGUGCACACUCUGCUUUACAACAAUGCUUAGACUGUAAAAACAACAGUCUUGUGGCAACUGAAAGUCUUAACACAUUGAUUAUGGUAUUAACUUUCAUGAACUAGAGUUCAUUUCAUCAUUCCAUCAUUCUGCCUGGACACUGAGGUCCAGCGCUGAGGGCCCUCUGGCGGUUCCCUCGCUGCGAGAAGCCAAGUUACAGGGAACCAGGCAGAGGGCCUUCUUCGUAGUGACACCCACCCUGUGCAACGCCCUCCCACCAGAUGUCAAAGAGAACAACAACUACCAGACUUUUAGAAGACACCUGAAGGCAGCCCUGUUUAGGGAAGCUUUUAAUGUUUGAUGGACUACUGUAUUUUAAUAUUUUGUUGGAAGCCGCCCAGAGUGGCUGGGGAAACCCAGCCAGAUGGGCGGGGUAUAAAUAAUAAAUUAUUAUUAUUUUUAUAAAUAUGCAAUCCAAGUCUUUAUCAGCCGGUGUUCUUCUGCUGAUGUUCUGACUCAUAAUUUGCUAUGUCUUACCUUUCAGCACCACAGUUUAGAAAUCAGGUGCUGGUAGAUUGAGCAGUUCCAGAAUGACAUAGUCUACUGUGGCAAAAGUCUGCUUAGAGCUCAGUGUAAGGAGAGCCCUGCUGGAUCAGACCAAACAUCCAGCUACUCCAGCAUCUCAUUCUCAAAAGUCAGAUGUACCUGAGCCUAAAAGUAGGGCGUGGGGGCACUGGGAAGAGGGUGAUCUUGGGCUGCAUCAGAGAAAUUGUUGGUAAAAACAAAUAUUCAAGAUUUAAGAGCGAGAAGGAGGGAUAGCAGAACUGAAACCAGGACCCAGGACUCUCUGCUUUUCUAGCUUUCUUUUCCUGCAUGGUUCACUGGAGGAAGCCUCUGCAGAGUCAGGGUGCCCUAGUUCAAAAGCUGCACACCUCACACCAUUGUGCUUCCAUAAAACUGGGAGUGUAGAAUGCGGUCUUUUGUUAUUUUUGCCUGAGGUUUACAUUUUGCCAGGUGAUUUCAGGUGGCUGCGACCAACCAGGAUUGACGCAGGCUCUUCUUACAAUGCGCCCAGACUACUGUUUGCAGUUAGUACUGGCCACUUGUUUCAGAUAAAGAAGCAAUGUGUUAUCUAAUUUGUUGAGAAAAUUUUCUUUGCCACUGCCAGAGUUGGAAGGGGCUUGAGAAUACCUAGUGGCAUUAAUUCUAUAGUCAGCCUUGGUGUGGAGUGCUUCACAUUCUUUCACCAUCCUCCUUGUUGAAUAGUGGGUAGACAUAGCAGACGACACAGCAAUUUCUCCAAAGCAGCUCUUUAUUUGUAAGGUGGAACAGAACUGAACAGCAAACAGCUCAGCCAGCCUGCUUUUAUAGGCAGCCGGCUGUCAGCAUUGUAGCAACAACAACCCAGGGUUUCCCUACUAAAAUAACUGACGUGGACCUGAGUGAAAACUACAUACACAAUACCCCUGGUGGCCAGGGUGAGAACUUCAAUACAUAACACUUCUAACAACCCAGUGUUUCAGAUUCCUGUUUUACAGAUGGGAAACAGGUGCUGAGAGGAGUGAUUUAUUCAGUGACAUCUAAGGAUUUCAAAGUUCAGCAGGAAUUAGAACCAGGACUUCUAGGUCGAAAUGAAUGGGUUAAAAUAAUAGUUCAGGGUUUACCAGAGCAUAGCACUGGCAUCUCUUUUCACUGCCAAGGCUCACCUGUGGAACAUAAAAAAUAAGAAUCAUCAGAAGGGCUUCUGCAGAGGUGGAGAGUGCUUGUUUCUCACCACUGAGUGACCACAGAAGGGCCAAGCAUACCAGGAAUCAAGAUGGUGGUGGUCUUCAAGGUUAGAGGAUGCUAUUUCCAGACAGACUUGAGGCCUGCCGUAUACCUGUCCCCUGAAAUAAGUACUGACUUAGUUGCAUAUACGUCACUCAUUGACCUACCUUGAUGACUUCCAUAUGAAUGUGAGAAUUGCUUUCAUUGAAAAAUAUCCAGCUGUUGUUGAGUCUCCCAAGUCCCAUCAGCCCCAUAGCCAGCAUGGACAAUGGUCUGCGGUGAUGGGAGCAGUAGUUCAACAAUAACUGCAUGGCUAUAUAGGUCCUGCACUCCUAGUAUGGCGCUCCAGUUUUGUGCUAUGAGGAGCAUAGAAAGCCCUGGAUGAAUCCACGCAUGUGUGUUUAUCUAGAGUGAUAAAUUACUUAAUGGUGAAGAAAUAUAUGUAUAAAGCCUGAGAUGAGAUUCUAUAUUUCUUUAUGUUGGUAUAAAGUAAACUAAAUGAAUUUGAUUUGUUCUCUUUUACAAUUCAGGGUUUAUUGUGGUUUGAAACAAAAGUAUAUUUGCUUGCAAUAAUUUUAGGCCUUCCUUAGAUACUCAUAUUGUCAUCACCUCAUGCCUGCAUGUAUUAUGAAGGCUGUUUUGUAUUGGCAGCCAUUCCAUAACCCAUGCUAGGCCUUCUGUUUCAGCUUUUAUACAUAGCAAUGAAAUGUUUUAAGAAUCACGUUGGAAAGUUAUGAGGCAGUGAAAAAUCAGUAUCAAAAACAUAUGCUGAGAUGUUGAAAGCCCAACAUGAGGGUGUUGGAUGAUAGUUCCCAUUAAUUUUAAUCAAACAUCCAGAUAUCUUUUAAUAGAAUUGAAAGACAAAGCCAGAAUAUUCUAAAAAUAGUUCACUGUAUCCACGUCUGUUUUAAACAAGGAACCUGAAAUAUUUUUCAAAUUUUGUAGCUUAAAUCAAAUAUUUGCUGAGCAGGAAAAUUUUUAGAAUGGGAUAUCCAGCACAUUUGUACAGUCAGUGUGAUACAAACUUUUUAUCUGUUGCUAUCCCACCUGUCUUUACAAGAGUCCAAAGUAGAUUACUCCCUAAUAAAAACCAUAUUACAUUUAAAGACAAUUACAGAUAAUUAACCUAGAAAGAGCAAAAACAGAACCAGGACAGUGAUGGUUGAAAACCAACCUCAAGUAGCAGCAACAAAUGUCUGGGAAAGGAAGUUCUUUACUUUCUUCCUAAAAAAUUUUGGUGGUUGUGAGAGUGGAAGGGAGAAAUCACCCCAAAUCAGACUGAGCGAUCUUGGUCUAGUCGUACUCCUACUGGUGCAAGAUGUCUCAUCUCCCCCCAUUUUAAGGUUACUCUUACAGCACAGUCCACAUUAUUUUGGGCCCUCACCAGCCCUCUGAAGCGUUGUUGUUUUUCUCCUUUGUAAAGGGGGAGAUGGGGAAAAGAAAGAUCAGUUGUGUAGUCUGACAUCUGCUCACACAACUAAUAGAUUCAACCUAUUGACACAAGGGAGGGAGUUCCAUAACUGUGGUUCCACUAUCAGAAUGCCCUAUAGCAGGCAUGGCCAAACUUGGCCCUCCAGAUGUUUUGGGACUACAAUUCCCAUCAUCCCUGACCACUGGUCCUGUUAGCUAGGGAUGAUGGGAGUUGUAGUCCCAAAACAUCUGGAGGGCCAAGUUUGGCCAUGCCUGCCCUAUAGCGUCUGCUCAUCAGCUGAAACUCAGCUGCAGGUGGCAUGCAGAAAACACAAUUUACUAGUAAUAGAGGGAGGUUCCCUGGAGCAAAUGGUUAGGCUCAAUGUCCCAGUCAGUUAAUUAAUUACAUCUGGCUCCAUGUUUUAUAACUUGAUUUAUAACUGGUUUUAUUUGCUUUUUUUGUCCAUGGUCAGUUGGAUUUCUUUUCACAAACAAUUCCAGUUAAGGGAGAUCUGAUAAUUGCCAAAGCAAAAUAUUCAUUCCAAGAUUGAAAUGUGCAACAUUUUCAUAAAAUUGCGGUCCCCUUGUUGGACACAUGGUUCCAGUUCAUUCCAGACAUCCAUCUUUCCAUGGAAUAAUUUAUGAAUGGAAAGAUAGCUGUGUGAUUCUGUAUACUAUAUAUAGUAUUCAGUUUGCUAUCCAGACUGCUGUUUCACAUAUGAACAAAAGAUAUAUAUUUAUUAUCCAAAUCAAUCCCAGAAGUGGAUAGGAACACAACAUAGCAGGAUAAACCUGUCGCACUGUGGCUAGCGUGCUGAUUUCUGAAUGACACCAACAUAAAAUUACUGAUGGGUAAGGCUACAGAUGGAACAAGUGUUGCUUUGAACUUUUAGAAAAGUAAUAUUAAAAAGUUGUUGCAGACAUGCCUGACUGCAAAGAAAAAAAAUUCUAUCAAUUUCAUACUCAUUCUUAUUUAGCCUUCCUUCUUUAGUUUCCUGCAAUGUUCAUUAAUAAAGAGUGCUGAAUCAGGAGCCUGGCCAACUGCUGUGUGGUUGUGCCCCCAAGAUGGUAGUAAGGCUUUCUAAAGCCAUGUUUGGGGAUGGGGCUGGGCUUACAGUCUCUUCUCGUUUUGACUAAUGGCUUUUCAGCGUUGGUUCACACUUUUUCUUUUUUGAGUUCUCAGCACUCAAAAGCAACAUUCCUGCACAGCUUACUUAGUGAGAACUGCUAGUACGAUCCCAGCGAGAAGCUGAUACCUGAUACCUUCCCCACUCCCUUCAUUCUAGCUUUUGAAUUCGGGAGCAGAAAUAAUUAUUCUGACACCCUGAUAAAGUUGCCAGAAGAGGGUUUCUGCCAAAGAGUUAGCUGAGAAGUGCCAGAGAGUAUUUCCUCCUUUAGUGACAACAGGGGAACAUACAGUAAAUGUUAAGAAAACAUUCUCUGCUUUCAGUGAUGCUUGCAGAAAUGAAUUGAAGCCAGCAUGCAAAAGUUGCAUGGGAACAAGGUGAAGCACCUGGAAUUCAGACCUCUCAAGACUCAUGGGACUGUAUCCAGCUGAGUCAGAUCAUUGAAACUAAUGACCCUAAUGUCCAUUAACUUCAGUGGAUCUACUCUGAAUAGCAUCCAUGGUUUCUUCGCUGUUUGUGUUGCAAAGCAGAGGAUUCCCUGGGGGAAAAAGCUGGUCAGUAGGAGUAAGGAGAAAAAGUUCCCAGGAAGAGGCCUAUGUGAGCCUAUUUUCACUCAUGUUACCCUUCCCCAACAUGGUGCCAUCCAGAUGUUUUAGACUCUCAUCAGCCCCAGGCGCCUGUUUGGGGGGGAAACUGACUUAUAUGUUGAGAGCCCCAUUUCCAAAAUACUGAUAAACUACAGUGUGACCAGGAUGUAGUUAUACAGACAGGAGCCGAAUUGGCACCCAGGGGCUGGUGUUACUGAGUGUGAGGAGUGUGUGGUUUUGACUCAUAAAAGCCUUAUGUGGCUCAGGACCACAAUACCUUAAGGACCGCUUCUUCUUCUUCUUCUUCUUCUUCUUCUUCUUCUUCUUCUUCUUCUUCUUCUUCUAUUUAUCUAAUUUCUAUACCGCCCUAUACCCAAAGGUAUCAGGGUGGUUCUUCGCAUAUGAACCAACCCACACCCUGGGAUUGUCAUCUGAGGCCCUUCUUUGAGUGGCCCAUUCACAGAAGGUCUGCAGGGUGGCAGCAUGAGGACAGGGCUUUUCAGUGGUGGCUCCCUGUUUGUGGAAUGCUCACCCCAAGGAGGCUUGCCUGGCAUCAUCAUUAUAUAACUUUAAGUGCCGGGCAAAAACUUUAUAACCAGGCCUUUGGCAUUUUGCAACUAUGUGUGGCCUUUUAGAAGUGGGUGGGGUGUUUUUAAUGUAUCCCCCCCCGUCUUAAUGUAUCUAUGUUUUGUUGCUUGGUUCUUAAGUCACUUUAAGAUCCAGCUAUGUCAUAGCUGUGACACCCUGCAGAGCCUCUUGCACUGUCUGAAAUCCACCUUUGAUUGUACAUUGAUUUUAGAGGCUAUGUGGCACAGGACCAGGUGCAGAGAAGAACUCACAAGGACCAUUUUUUAAAGCCUGAGAACCUGAAUUACAGAAGGUGGAAUGACAUAGAUCCUUUCCUGUUCUUUGAUGAGGCUGUGUAGAAUCUACAGUGUGGAAGGAUCGCCAGGAAUUUCUCAUUGGCUCUCACUUUCCCACUGUGGGUUAUAGGCAUUAGCCAAAGGCACCCCAGAGCUCAGAAGGAAACAUUCUGCUUUAUAAUACAUUCUGCCUAGCCAAGCAUAUUAUACAAGCCCAUUUAUUUUCCCACUAUUCCAGAGCAGUGUUUGCGUUUCCUCUGAACUGCACUGCUGGAGGGCCCACACUCCUGGUGCAGCAGGGUGGGCAGUGUCACUCUGUGGAUUGGAUUUCUCAAGGCCGCUGCUUAGUAAUGUGGGGUUUCACAUUCCCUCUUGUUUUCUUUUUGCAAAAUAUAUUGAUGUUGGCUUGGGCAGAAAAAAACAACCCAUGCCAUGUUUUCUGGAAAUCUGACUUCUCUUUUGUCCAUGCAUAUAUGGAGUCUGUUUUGGCAGACAGAAGGCCUAGUUCCCAACCCACGCAACACAUCUCAGUUCACACAUUACUUUCUUGAGCUACAAAGUGCUAAAUGUUUUGGGGGCCACAAUAAAUGUCCACAGAAUCUAUCAACUCAGCAGCAUGCCUUCUAUAGCAUGAACUGCAGACUGCAGGAACCUUUCAAUGGAUUGCGUGCAUUUUAAAGGCUAAUGCGAGCUUAUCAAAAAGUUGGAAGAAAAAUCUUAUUAUAAAAUGCCCCUUUGGUUGUAUGUCUCUUUUUUUGUUCGUGCUUCCUUUUGUUGUUUAUUAAUCAGGACAUUUGCAUGAAAAGAGUCUCUUUGCUCUUUAAGCACUCAGCCGCUCUGGUUGUUCAGUCUUUUUUUGAAAUCAUAAUCCUGGGUUGUGAUAUCACAAACAAUUGGCCAUUGUGCGAAAUGUCUUUCAUGUCACAGCGAGAGGAUUACGACUCUAGAGGGGAACAAGGAACAGGAGCAGAUGAGCUCUUUGAAAAAUUAGAUACUGUUUUCAUCCAAAUCUACAUGGUGGAAAAUGUAUUAAGGGUUUAUUGGCAAUUGGGUAUACAGGAAGAAGUAUUUCUAUACAGAAUGUGGUUCAAGGCUCACAGUUAGCCCUUUCUUUUGAAGCAAUAAGACUUUCCAGUUGAGCGAUGCCAGAGCGUGGACAUUUAUAUGGGUGAUAUCCAACUAAGUCAUAUUCAAAGUAGACCCACUGGAAUAAAUGGACUUGAGAUGCUUAAGUAAUAUUGGAUGUCACCCAUAUAUUAUUAAAUUCUUUGUGAUUACUGAUAUCAAUCUAACUUUUUAGUCUUGAGACAGGAUAUAGAUUAAGAGACGUCAGCACUUUUUUAAAGAGUAAAGCUUGGUGGAUUUGAUUUAGUGAUCUGUUAAACUUGAUGGAUUAGUUUACAAUGAUUGCAGAAUUACAUGCAAGUACAAUGUUGUACAUAAUCCAAAACAGGAUGGACUUGCAAUGCUUCCAAAAGGGUCUGAAGAGUUAAAGAGAUCCAUAUAUGGCAAGCACUGUGAACGAUCCCUUGCUGUCCAAGGGAAGCAAACAGCAAACAGAUGAAGGCAAGCUCAAGCAGUCUCAGAACUCAUUAAGGAAGGGUACAGUGUUUGGCUACAAAUCUUGGUUGCAGCUCAUGAUGAGCAAGGAGAGUCCUCUGACCCCUGCAAUUCUGACUGGUUUGAGGCUGGGGCAGAAGUUGCUGUGUCAAAUGAGGAGGAGGAAGCAGAGGUUGCUGACGCAGAGGUUGCUGCUGGUAGAGACUUGAAAAGGAGGACAAGCUUAACUCAGCAUAGUGCAAGAGCAGGGAGAAGUACAGAGUUUGAAAGCUCCUCUCUGGGAGCAUGCAUGUUCACCCAGUCCCAAUAAAUAAACCAUGGUUUGGCUUAUUGCAUCAUGGGAAUGCAUAAGUGUGUGUAGCGGGAGUGUGGGAAGCAAACUACCGGUACAUAGAAACCAGAAUGUAUUUAAAUUCUUUCUAUCCUAUCUUACAGUAAAAGCAAACUUCCAAGCGAGGUAAAAACGAUAGUUAAAACAUUUCAUUAAAACAUAUCAACAGGAAAUUAAAUACAGUAAAGCAAUCAGCAGCAAUAUAAGUAAGUGCAUAAAAUAUUAUCUGCUAAAAGUUCAGGAGAGUAAAACUCUUUACCCAACACUGAAAAGCCAGUAAAGUAGGUGCUUUGUUUUGGGUGCCACCACUGAGAAGACUCUUUCUCUGCCUAAACAUUUAUUGUGAGGGCAUAGUUUUGAACCACUAAUUAUAUUUUGUGCCUUGCAGUCAAAUUUUGUCAGCUCUUCUUAAUAAGAAAUAGGAGAUGUGGUUAUUGUAACCUGCUAUUAUUUUAGCGGCAUUUGAGUUACGAGGACAGUGUGGUUCUUAAAUGUGGCAAUUUGGCAACAAAUGUAGGACUGCAUAGCAGCAGAUCAAUAACAUCUCCUUUGCUAGAUGUGUGAAAAUUGGGGUGGGACCCUCAGGCAGACAACGAUGGCUCAGGGAAACAAAUGAUUAAGAGAAGCUAAAAGAGCAAGGUAGGGAUAGCAAAGGAGGUGAAUGGAAGGGAGGCAGCUAGCUGAGAGAGGGGGAGUAUGGAGAGGAAUAGAGUUUAACUUCAGGCCCCCUAGUUCCCUACAAAAGCUGCUGUCUCCAAGAGGCUGCUGUUCAAGGAGACAUUUAACAUCAGGACUAGGCCCCGCUGAGGCAAUAUGCCAUCUGCCUGAGUGGCUGCAGCUGCUCAGGACACUCCCCAAACCAGCACACCAUGCAGUGCUGGGGAAGGUAGGGUAUAAGGUACACCUGCUGGAGAUAGCAGGCUGUGCGGCCUCUGGGGGCAGCCUCCCAAGGGAAUUGCCUCUUUGAGUCAUGUCUUUGGGGUGCAGUGAGGGCUCACCCCCCUUUUAAUAGUUUUAUGAGGCAGGAUUUUAUGUGUGGUUUUGCUUGUUUUUCCCCCUUGGCUGGUGUGUGUGUGUGUGUGUGUGUGUGUGUGUGUGUGUGUGUUGCAUAUAGCAGCUGUGGAGGAGUGAUUUCAGUAACACCAUAACAAAGGAGGAAAAGUGUUAAAUUCCACAUCUCAACUUGCUUCAGUCCUGACAAUUACUAGCCUCCACUUGCCUCCCUGCUAGAAACAUGCUUGUUAAAUGCAGAUCUGUAUUUAACGUCAUGUCUAGUUUGACUUUGGGUUCUGUGCCAUUGAAUUCUGUUUUAAAGAAAGUUUUAAAGAAAGAUGGUCAUUGGAUUCAUUGUCAGCCAAUCCCACAUUACCUUAAUUAGUCCCCAGUGAAAGCCGCUAUCUAUCUAUCUAUCUAUCUAUCUAUCUAUCUAUCUAUCUAUCAUCUAUCUAUCUAUCUAUCUAUCUAUCUAUAUCUAUCUAUCAUGUUUUGGAGCUGCCCAGUAAUCCUAUCCUUUUAGCUGUAAAUUGCUGGAACAAUCCAUAUUAUUCUGGAUACGUCUUGGCAAGUUUUCUCUUAUAAUAUUGUUCUAGGCUUGGUUUGAAAAACAAAACAAAAAAGUGGAAUCUCCCUCAAUCCCAGAAAUUCUGAUUGUGGAGAGCAGCUCUCCUUGCCAAGCCAAUUAUUCUCCUAUAGAGGAUCCCCAGGUGCUGAAUUCUAUCUUAGGCAAAUGGUUCUACUCAGACGUCUAGGAAUCCCAGACAAAGUUGAGCAUGUUUGGGGUUGGCUUCUUGGAACGGAGUUUAUAAAGGACUGCAUGUAUAGAGAGACACACUUAAAUGAGUAUAUCUUUACAACAAAUAUCACUGUUAUGUACCAUCAUAAUUGAAGUGUAUGUGUGUGAAGUUAUAAGCAUUGUGAAGAAGAAGAAGAGUUUGGAUUUGAUAUCCCACCUUUCACUCCCUUUAAGGAGUCUCAAAGCGGCUAACAUUCUCCUUUCCCUUUCUCCCCCACAACAAACACUCUGUGAGGUGAGUGGGGCUGAGAGACUUCAAAGUGUGACUAGCCCAAGGUCACCCAGCAGCUACAUGUGGAGGAGCGGGGAAGCGAAUCCGGUUCACCAGAUUACGAGUCUACCACUCUUAACCACUACACCAUACUGUGGCAGAUAUUUGUUUUCCUAAAUAGAGGUUACUGACACCAUGUAAAAAAAAAACCAGUAUUUUUUUUACCGCAUUGUGAUAAAAGUAUAUAUAUUUUAGGAUAUUAAUAAUUUGUUUUUGUUAGCUUACCUAGAAGCCAGCAUAUCUGGAAUUAACAAAAAUAAUCACAUUGGGCGGAAUUUGGCAUUAUGCUUUUAUGAUUGUUCAGCUUGCCAGAUGGAAUGAUUUCCCAUCUCCCCUUCCCCUGUUCUCUCAAUGGGGGUUCUCUCAAUCUUACCAGGGUUUCUUUAGGGGGUCAUGGUGGAGGUGCAUGGCAGGGAAAGCCCUGUUGCGCUAGGGGGACUUGUUGCAUUCAGUCACACUAGCACAGCUGUUUAGUUGAGUCCAGGCCCAUUGGGUUGUAGCCAAUGAAGUAGCUCCGUUGGCAUAAUGUUUUCCAUUUGUGUAACAGAACUUCCCCUCUGUCUCCUCAGUUUAUAAGCCCCUUGUUCCUUCCCAAAUCUGUUCUGGAGGGUUGGGGAGAACCCAAAACAAACUUAGGGGCAUGUGGGGAGAAGAAAGACGAGUUCCAUGGCUUAGCCAGAAGUCAUGUGCUAAGGGUACUACUUUGCUGGAUACUGUUUGUUGUUUCACUUACAAGUCUUUCUGAAAGGAAUGUUGCAAAAAAUAAGCAGGCUACUGGUUGACCCCUUGUGCCUUGAAGUUUGAAAUUUGGAAGUAGCAAACCAUAUAAUCUGUGGAUUUCUCCAAUUUUCAGCCAAAUUAUUCCCCCCCACCACCAAAAAAUAUAUAUGAAUCCCAGUUCUCUCAUGCGUUCUCUUGGCUGAGGUUAGACUGGGAUACAAGAGGGUGGUACAAGUUUGAGAAGAGUUACAAAUUCCCAUUUAAAAAUUUUCCACAACAGUCUUGGAGGAUUCCUGCUACCUGUAGCCUGCAAUUAAAAACAACAAACAAAAAUCCCAUCAUGCUUAGGAUGCAGCCAGACUACCUGGACAAAUUUGGCUUUGUGAUUGCAUCAGACUUUUAUGUGUAGCAUUUUAUGAAACCUGGUAGAGUUCCAUGUGAGGUUGCUAAGCCCAUGUGAAAAUUCUGGCUUAGUUGCCAUUUGGAUCAUAUUGUAUCACUUUUCAAACAACACAACUAACAGUUUUAGUGUUGGUUUUUCUGUCAUCUGUGCAAUAAAAGUCACAAUUGGAGAGGAAACUGCCUGUCUUCAGCAUAGUGCUGGAGAAAGCCUAGAUUUUGCUGCAGAGCAUUUUCAGGAAAUUGUUGACAAGAGGAAUGCAGAGUCCCCCCUCCUUCUGAACGCUCAUCAUAGCAACAUAGCCCAGUCCAUUUGGAGCUGCAUCAACAGCUUCCUGUAAACAAUCAAGUGCUUUAUAUGGUGUUUUUGCCAUUAAAUCGCUUUAUAUUCUGCGCAUCAUCACCAGCGCUUUUUAUGUUUAUGGGGAAAGGGGUUGUGAGAGGAGAUGCACUGGGCAUUAACAGUAUGUAACAUGAUCACGGCUUGGGCUAGCUCAGCUUUCCUCUUUGAAAGGAGAGAUAGGGGAUGAAGAAGACAUGAUUGUCACUGUGCCCACAUACACAAUCAUAGAAUUGGGAAGGGUCUUGUAGGCCAUCUGGUCAAACACAUUGUUUGAUGCAGCAAAUCCCGAGCUAAAUAAUUUCCUACAGAUUAUUGCUUUGGUCCCUGCCUGAAGAUUUUAGGAGGGAGGGAGCCUCCUACUUCCCCAGGUAAUUGGUUAUAUAUUACGUAGAUCCUUGUGUGAAGGCUAAGUGGUUGUGGACAUCAGAAGCGGAUUUAGGGGAGCGUGACUGCUGUGUUAGAAACUCAGAUAUUUAAACUAGGCUCCUUAAACCAUUGCUGCAGUCGCCAAAACAGAAUGUCUAGUUGCCAUUUUUGCCUAUUCCAACCUCUUUUUCUUAAUGGUGACUGCUCCUGCUCAGGCUGCACAGAAAAAGCAAUUUGGCUCCAGAAAUUCAUUCUGAUCGUGCAGAAAAAUUAAAAUUAUACAGGAUGGGGUAUUAGUGUGUGAAAAAGUCCAGAUACAAUGAUCCCCAGAUGGCAGAGAUGGCAGGUGGCAUCCUGGCACCCAGGCAUCUUCACUUGGUCACAAGUGGUCAAAAGCACCUGGCUAAUUUUGAACACUGCAUGACUGGUUUGGUUGCACUGGGCUUGGAACCUCAGGGGCACUUCAGCUAUGAUUUAGAACGCAGCACGAGAGGCAGGGGUGCCAAAUUUUCACAUUGCACAGGGCACCACUGAAUUUUAAGAUCCCUCGCCCCACCACUGCUGAUAUUUGCCUUUCCCCCCCAGUCAGAGCAUGUGUGGAAAGAUCACAGAAUGGUCAUUUGGCAUACCUGGGGAAAAACCAAGCACUUUCCAGAGGCACCUAUUCCAUACUUCCUUCUCUCUCAUUAGUGUUUCAUUGUCCAGUAUUCCCAAUAGUAUUCCAGUACUAUAAAGAAGUGACACAGAAAACUGCUCCUUAGGAAAAUAUUUCAAAUGGGCUGGGUUAUAUUUAUAUAGCUAUUCUUCAGCGUGCCCUUUAUGCAACAGGGGGAAGGUUUUCUAGUGAAGUAGCCUUUGCUAUGCAGUACCUUGAGUUUGUAUGCGUCUAUCGAUUUGCCAAGUCAACGCCAAAGCUUUAGAUAAUAUUUCUGGGCAUUAACUAUGUUAAUAGAUUCCAUACAGACACUAAGUAAAUAACAAAUGAAAGCGCACUUUAUGUAAGCUGCCAGAAAAGUAAUAGUUUUUAUCAAUUUACUUCCAAAAUCAGAUAAAACCCAGCAAAAGCAGAGAACACCCUGAAGUAAAUGUAAUCUCCAGUCUUUGGAACCUUUGUAGCUAUUGAUUGAAGGACUUCUGGCUUUAACGGAUGGAAAUGAGACCUCCCUAGUCACCACUUCAGCUGCUGAGGUGUAAAGAAAUGUUUAUUGGAAUCACUCUGAAGCUUAAGAAACUGACUGCACACAAGCCCUUCCGACAGAUGGGUCUGCUGGGGAGAGAGGGUUCAGCAGAAGGCAUUAGAUAGUGCUGUCAAAGUACUUGUCCAUUCUAGGUUGUAUGUGUGACUUCAAGCUAUGCUUUGGUUUUCCACACAGGCAUGCUCAAAUAUAUUUUCAGGUUUCCAUUACUGUGAACUAAAAAAGGCACACGAAAUUUCAUGGAAAGGAAAGGCAACAUUGGGGAGAAGGGAGUGCCCCAAAGCCACUCACCUCAUCCUUUAAUACCCUAUUAUUACUCCCCCCCACCACACCACUCAAUCCCGCCCUCCGGCAAAGCACAUUUAUUCAAAUAGUUUGGAAGCCACAAAGCAGGCAUAUGAGAUCUUUAUUUACAAUUGACCUGUUGAGCGUGCAAGAUGUUGGACAUAUGGACUCUUUGAUAUUGGCAUUAUUCAAGUAAAGCUAGCUGGCAAAAAUGUGAUUGAAACUUUGGUAAACGAAGUAACGUAACUUAGUGGCAUAAGGGUAUGAGUUAAAAGGUGCCAUUUCAUUAUUUUACAUUAAAAAUGUAUCCUCCCCAUCCUUUUCUCAGAAAGAGCCCCAAAUGGUAAGGAUCUACACAGAAAAUGGGAAGGCAAAGAAGAUCUGAAGACACGGGGAGGGGGCUCUUUAUCCACGUUCUGGCUUUGGUAGAGAUCCAAAAUUCCAGGCACGUUUUUCUGAAGUUUGGAUACCUUUUGAUUGAGUUAUUUUGAUGAAGUUGGUUUCAUUUGUUGCAUGAAGAAUGAGAACUGACCAGAGCUUGGAGGCUUCAGCUGGAGUUGGCUGUGCUUUUAAGAAUUUAUUUGAACUCAUGCAAAAGCAAGCUCAUAGGGUAGGGACAAGCUCUGGAUAAUGCUUCUGUUAGCCCAAGAACCAUGAGGUUUAAUGCAGCUGUGCAUUCCAGGCCUAGGGUUAGAGCUGUGCAAAUUAUUCACAGUAAAAUGCUGCUGUAACAUUUGUAUUGUAUUUUCAACAGGGAAAACUUGCCAGCAACAUUUUUUGUACAUUUCUCAAAACUCCCCUGCUUAGUUUUUUCUUUUAUUGAAAACCAGCUUAUUUAAAAAAAAUUGGCCAUCUGAGAAUUCAUAGAGGCACUGGGAAAUGAUUACACUUUAAUGCAAAAAUAGUAACUUUAGCAGGUUAUGAAAUUUGAUUAUUUAAUGUCUUCAUGAAGCAGCAAAUUUCUUGAUGGAGACUUGUAGCCUCUCUGUGUUUUGUUCUACUUAAUAUCUCCCUGUGGAGUCAUCUCAAGUGUUCUCAAUAUGAUUUUUUUCUUUUAAUUUAAUUAAAAAAUGGAUGUAAAAUGGGAUGGUUUUAACCUCCCCCUCCCCGCCCUCCUGGAAAUGUAAUGAAUACAUUUCUUCCAGAAUGGAACCUGCAAGAUGUAGAAACGUUGUUAGCUUUAAACCAGUGAAUCUCAAACCUUUUAUGAAGGUGCAUCAAUGAGAUCUGAACCUCAUUUCUUCUUGGUAUCAAUGUGCAUGAGCAUUAUUUCUUUAUAUGGAAUUGCCGACCCUCGUUGCCCCAUUGCCUCAUGCUACAGGCAGACUGAUUCAAUGUGCACAAGGCAUAUUUUAAAAUUGCAUGCUCAGACUUUUGCAUGGGUUGGUUUAGCUUAACAUUUCCUACAUAGCUCAGUUGGUUAGUUGAUGCUGAUAAUGCCAAGGUUGUAGGUUCGAUCCCGCAUUGCAGGGGGUUGGAAUAAAUGAUCCUUUGGGUCCCUUUCAACUCUACAAUUUUAUGAUUCUAUGAUUCUACAUGGUAGUUGUGCUAUCAGCUUGAGAGAUCUAGACUGUGCCUGUUAAUUUCCAAGCAGAAUUCCAAGCACAUGUUGGGCCUUAAUACUGCUUCUGGGAAUACCUUGUAUAUCUGGCUUUGGGGCUUGUGUAUCGAUACCCAAUGAAACACAAUUUCCAGGCCUGCCAAAGUACCUCUUAGCCACUAUAUGGAGAAGUUGCAAAAAGGGGAAUUGUGCAAAGAAAUUGUCCCCCGUUAGACAAUAAACCAUUCUGCAUGGUCUUCAUGGCAUAGUCUUGGCUUGAACUUGAAAUGCUGUGAGCAUUCACAAAAGUGAGCACCUUGUUGAGUGCUUGCAAACAGGAUUGAGGUUCGCCUUAGUCUUGUGAGUGCUGGCACUUUCCCUUCACUUCGCAGUAUGUGUGUGUGUGUGUGUGUGUGUGUGUGUGUGUGUUUGCAAGGGCAGACAUUCUGCAGGCUAUGGAAGAGAAUCUUUUCCCAUUAGACCUUCACCUUAGCAGAAAUGGCAUGCAUGGCAUCAGUUACCUGCCAGGGAUCCUGGGACUGGUGGUUCCUGUCCCACCCCUUUGGGGAAAAGUUGCUGUGUUCCAUGCCCUGGUCAAAGGUAAGUAAGUUACUUGGUGGUAUGGUGCUCCCGCUUCCCUGGCUCCUGAGUUGUGUGGAGAGGGGAGUUCCCAGCCAAACACAAUGCCCCCUUCUUUUCGCCCACCCUUCCCUUUAGAUCUUUGCUGCCACCAGUUGAAAGAUUUUAUUUUUCUACAGGGUUGUCUUUCACCAACCAGUCUAAAACUCUCCCGUGUCUCCUUGAGAACACUUUGAAGUAGUGUAGAACUUGGCUUAGACAUGGUCUCUGUGUGUUUUUUAAUAAAAAUAACAGAGACCACAAGGUUUUCCGUAACAAGACUGGAAGUUUACUAAAUGGGGGGGUGUGUAGUUUAUAAGAAAAAAGGUUCUAAUUUAAGAAUGUUUACAAGCAACAAAACAUUCCCGGUGUGGGUAAUAAACUAUAGCAAAUAAAUGUAGGUUAAAACACUUUCAUCUCUCCCCACACUAGACAAUCCCUAGGGUAGACUUGUGUUUUCUUUGUCUCCUGAGCUCAUACCUUGAUCUGUUCAUCCUUUCAUCCGGUUCCCUGAUCUGGCUACAUGAGUGCUAAUCAGCAAAUUGAAGGAAGUAUGAGGGUCUUAAUUCCCAACUACAGUACCAUCCUCAGUUAUUCUACCACCUUCUAAUCAGUGGCAAAAAUCUACAAAUUAACCCAUUAACUCCCCAAACACACCUACAUGCAAGAUUUAUAGUUUUAUAAUAACACAACAGUCCAUUUCUGCCACAUUUGGUCUUAGUGGGGUGGGGUGGAGGGAGUACCAGAGGACACUUAAUUGGAGUUAUAUCUAUCUGGAGCUCAGGUGGAAGUUCACAACAAGACAGGCUGGAAUUGCAUAACCUCAUAGAGUCUCAGCUAAGCAAGUGAAAUUCAUAAAAGGUCCAAAUGAGACAUUUUAUGCUACUCAGUCAGCUCAGAUUACCACUCCUGAGGCCCAACUCUUUCCUGGAGUGUGUUGAGCUUAAAGGGCACUCUCCUGACUUGGAGCCUGUUGCUCUGCCUCCUUCCUUCAUGACUCACUACCAACACUGAUAGAGAGUGUGACCCCACCCCCCUUGGACAUCUCAGAUGAAUGGGUUGUGAUCUUUGGAGAUCCCUGUUCAGACUCUGGCUUAGGCACAGUGUCCGGGCAUGUGGCUGGAUCUAGGCCAGGGCUGAGAAAUCUGGGGCCCUCUAGAUGCUGUUGGACAGCAGCUCCCAUUGUCCCUUACCGUUGGCCAUGCAGGCUGGGACUGAUGGGAGUUGAACAACAACUGGAAGGCCACAGAUUCCUCAUCUCUGGUCUGGCCUUUCUGUGGCCUUUGCUGCUGCGGCUGCUGCUUCUGAUGUGGCCCCUGCUUAUCUCGGUCGGAGUCACAGUUGCUGCUCAGGGUGGAAUGGGGUCACCAUAGGCUGGCCAAAGGCUCAAGGCUUUACAAGGAUUUAGUUUAAGUGCUACCAAAAGCUCAGUGAUGUAAUUUGUCCAUGGUGGUUGCUAAAGGGUACUGGUGCAGCUGCAUGAAUUGAUUAACUUGGUAAUGAACAUCUGUGCUGGGUGGUGUAGCCAGAUUCUUCUAUCCAUCCAGACAGGUCACUUUGUUCUGUUGCAUGAACUGCAACCAUCCUUCCUGUGGUUGCUACUGCUGUGAGUGUGGGCUAUGCCUGCAUGUGCUGAUUGCCACAGGAUGCCCGCUUUGUGCCCCUGCUGAUGUCAGUUCUGCAUCUAGGGCUGGUGGUUUGUGUCUUUGCAGUGGAUCUCUGUUCUUUGUCUUGCUUGUGAGUGUUGUGCUAAGCAUCUCCCUUGCCCAAACACAAAGGGAUCAUAGCAAUCAAUGAGAGGGAUGCACAGGAUAUGAUUGCUGGGACUGAAAUGAUUGUUCAGUUCAUUAAUUGAGGUUUGAACUAUUUCCCUUUUCCCUUGUGUGAAUCAGGCAGAUCAUUUCUGAUGUUUAGUGUAGAUAGAUAAAUGAUCUAGGAAAACCCCUUGAUGAUUUCUGAAACAGAAAGCAAGUGGUUCUUUGGUUAAAAAAACUUGUUAACUACUCUCAAAAUAUAAUUUGUACUGCAGAAGAUAAAUCAACUAAAACCAAUUUGUUUGACAGCUUUAGCAAUUUUCAGUCAUGUUCUUUUCCCCUUUGAUCUCUAAUUCUUUCCAGACGGAGUGUGUCUAAAAUGAUUCCAUUCCUUCUUCAAGUAUCCAAAUCUAAUUUUUAUUUCUCUUGUGUGGAGAGGAGUCAUUUAUUUAUUUACUAGAUUUAUAGGCCAUAUUUUAGAUAUGAAUUCCUAAGGCAGUUUCACAGACCUACAUGAUGGUACUGAAAAUGGUUGGGCUUCAGGCUACAUAAGUAAUAUUUCCAUGUCCAGUUGCACAGAUGGCGCGUCCUUUGGGAACACUGCUGCUGCUGGAGAAAGUGCUCAUGCAACUGUGUGAUCUAUGUGAUUGGCAUGUGUCCUUGCUAUUGAUGUGUCAUGGAGGGCGAGUAACAGGAACCAAUUUUGGGUGUAGAUGCCACACUGCAUUUGCCACGUACUCUAUGAAUUAGACCUUAUUUACAGAUUGCAGAUGCACAUAUGAUUUCAUAAUUAUAAUUAUUAUAAUUUAUGCCGCCCAUCUAACUGGGUUGCCCCAGCCACUCUGGGCGGCUUCCCACAACUAAAGCAUUAAGCACAGCAAAACAUCAAACAUUAUAAACUUCCCAAUACAGGACUGCCUUGUGAUGUCUUUGGAAAGUUGUGUAGAUAACCUGUUUGACACCUGAUGGAAGGGCGUUCCACAGGAUGGGUGCCACUACCGAGAAAGCCCUCUGCCUGGCUCCCCGUAACGAAACAGCCAGAAGGCCCUCUGAACUGGACCUCAGUGUCUGAGCUGAACAACAGGGAUGGAAACACUCCUUCAGGUAUACAGGGCUGAAGCUGUUUAGGGCUUUAAACAUAUAGGUCCACUGACCACAUGGUUGACUGGAUGGUUGCAGGACCAGUGCAGGAUGCUUCUUCAGUCCAAACUGGUCCUCAGCCUACACAAUGAAUAAGAACAUUGCAAGGUCACUGCAGGCCACAUGUAGCUGUCAUACCUGAAUUUCGACUUUUGGCCUGGAGCUGUCCCAGCAAGAGAGGUACAUGUCUUUUCCAGGCAUAUUUGUCCAGCAUUUUAUUUUGUGUUGCUGCAGUGAACCAGGAGCAUGGGCAUUGCUUAGUCACACAGUGAGAAACACGAGACACAUCAUCCUCUGAGCUCCUUGCAGGAAGAGUGGGAUACAAAUGUAACAAAUAAUAAAAGUUGUGUUUGAAGUAGAUUUGUGGGUUUUUACUUAUGGUGCUUGUAUCCCCGCUGCAAACGGACCAUGGUUGGUAGUUAAUGCUGUGUUAUUUGCCGUCCUUCAGAGAAGGAAGAUGACAUGAGGUGUGUGGUUGCUGUAAACAUCUGGAUUCAGUUUAAUUUGAGGAAUAUUGCAGAUCUGAGAGGAUUUGGGUCAAACCUGUCAGUGGAACUUUUCAUUAAGCAGGCUGUUUAUUUUACAUUUACUAUGGGAAGCCUAAGGGUUGCAGCAAUAAUCUGGUUCCCAUGUGCUAUCCACUGUAAACAAGAAAAGUAUGUACAGUAUCUCAGAGAAAGUCCCUGCCCCCAUCAGCUUGUACUUUAAGAAAUAGAGACAGCACAGAGGGCAAUAAGAUAUUUGUAAGCAUAAUAAUCUUCAAGAUAUUGUGACUUUCUGAGAACAGCAAGGGGUUGUAUCUUUUGGUUUAGUUAGUUGUUAUUUGCAGAAGGUCUAGAAAGAUAAAUGCAGGUGUCCUUGGAAGACCUUGUGCUCUAUCGCCAGCUUGGGGAACUAUAUGAAGGAGAGCUAGGUUUGAGAGAAGAAAAUUACAUAUUGUACAAGUCUUUGCGUUAGGACCAUAAUCAACUUAUCUUUGAUAUGUUUUUGGGCAGGCUUGUACAUCUUAUAAAUUAUGAUAUACUGUAUCCUAUCAUGACAUUGCACAGUCUGUGAGUUCUGCCAUGGUUUCCAAUGCUCAUUUUAAACCUUUUGCUUUAGGAUUGAGCUCUGUCAUUUGUUAUUACAGUUGUGACACUCUUUAAAAAAAUGCUAUCAUAAUUAUCCCAGUCCCAAUUUAAUGAGAGAAAGUGGCAAAGUAAGGACAAUGGUUUCAUUCUUCUAACGUACUUUUCUGUGGUUUUAGUUUCUUGUCUAAACAUGACUCAAAUCUGAAUCUUACCUGAGCUGCUGUUUGACUUUUUGCAACAUUGUAAAGAGUAGUUAUGUUUAGGUAACACGUUCAAAACUUUUUUCGACAGUCUUUUCCAUGCACUAGAAACAUUUCUUAUUAAGCUGUGUUGGAAAAAGUCUCUGGUUCAAUGGGUUUGCUUUGGAUUUUAUUUCCCCUUACCCAGGUUUCCAGGUUUAUAGAGAGCAGGAAUGA